Messenger RNA from Drosophila miranda, 45649 nucleotides. RefSeq names its product nesprin-1 (gene Msp300). The transcript is spliced from 30 exons. The record is from RefSeq and is a predicted model, not a curated record. Gene Ontology annotation, biological process: negative regulation of cell population proliferation; nuclear migration. The coding region runs from base 577 to 45264 and encodes 14895 amino acids. Gene Ontology annotation, molecular function: actin filament binding. Gene Ontology annotation, cellular component: nuclear outer membrane; cytoplasm; meiotic nuclear membrane microtubule tethering complex. Lineage: Eukaryota; Metazoa; Arthropoda; Insecta; Diptera; Drosophilidae.
UCAGUAUCGAACCGGCUUUCUACCCCAACGUUGGGGACUUGGCAGCGAAAAAGUGUGGGGCCUACAAUAUGAAAGAGUGUAUAUUUUUUCGCGGAGUAAAUCAAAAGAGUGAAGUGGAAUCGUGAAUUUGCUGAAACAAGAAAAAACCUAAUUGGAAUCUUCUGUGAGAAUUUGUUCUCACCAAAACGACUCAAAGGCAGCGUCCGUUUCAGUGCGAAUUGUGUGAAGUUUUAUGGCCUAAAACGCAAAAGGCUGACGUGAUUAAAAAAAAAAAAAAGAAGUGGCGUAUUUUUUGGCUUUUAAACAAAUUAAAGUUGAUUUACGUGCGCUAGGAGGAGGAGGAGUAGGAAAACUGAAGGCCAACCGCCGGGGGUUGGUUCGAAGGGAAAAAUCUUCCUGUGAAAAUCCAUGCCCGGAAUGAGUGUGCGUGUUGCGUGAGAAAAAUCAAUUUUGGUUCAUUUUGAACGCAAAGGAGAAAGAACGAAACAAGGGGCAGCAAAGAGACCGAAAGAAAAAAGGGCUUGUCCAAAUGAGAAUUUGCUAUAACGAAAGGAAUUCAACGAAAUCGAUGCUAUCAUGGCUGAUAGCACAGAUCCAGGCAAGGAUCCAACCAUAGAUGCCGGCGGAGGAGAAGGAGGUGCUGCUGACGCGCCUCCAAUCCCAGCUGUUCGGCGGCGUCGUGCGCAUGAGCACAAAUCCUCCUCGAGGGAGAACGUGGAGCAGCAGGAACAGCUGGAGACAUCCACAGUGACGCGAACGUACAUGAAGACCAUUACCACAUCCUUGACCACAUCGAGCAGCAAUCUAGAAGAGGAAUAUGCCUCCAGCAGCAGCAGCAACCAACGUUUGCGCCAGAAGGUGGCCCAAUACGAAAAGGUCUGGUCGGAGGGCCUGGCCAACACCGGGAAACGUACCGCCGAGGAGAGCUCCGAUGAACUAAGGCAGGACUCGAACCAGGAUGAUGACCAGGAGAAUCCCUUCGACAUUGAUGUCCACGAAAUCGAGCGACGGUUGCGUUUGGAGCGACAGCGCGGUCUGGCCGAGGCGGAGGCAGCCAAGCUGGCCUUCCAGCAGGUCCAGCUGCGGCACACCACGCCCCCACCGCCGUCGUCGCUGCCGCGUCUGGUGGAGGUGACUAGCGAGCAGACAGCCAGUCCGUUUAACGUGACCUUGAGGACCACCAGUCGGAUGAGUCCUGGUGCCGAUCAGGGGAACGUAGAGGAGCAGCUGUCGCCCUUCAAUGUCACCCUCCGCACCACCAACACGCGACGGCACGCCAAGAGGGCGGAACUAGAGCGCUUCCUCGACGGCGAGCGAAUGGUGAGAGAGGUGCCCGCUGCAGACGGGGUAAGGACCAUCAUUACCUCCUCCAUGACCAGCGAUGGGGGCUACGCCGAGGAGAAAAUCUAUCGCCACGGCGAGGGAUAUGUCUCGCCGCGUGACUCACCCUCGUGGUCGCGCUCGCAUUCCAGUUACUCCGGCAGUGAGCGGUCCAGUGUGACGCCACCGCGUAGCGUGGACUUGACCGCCGGCGGCAGGAGGAUACUCAUUAAGCUGGAGAACAAAACCGAACUGGGAACCGAACUAAACGACGAGACAGAUUCAAGUGCAGCGAAUCGGCAGCAACACUUUGGUGGCAGACAGGACGCGGCCAUGGCAACGGGCAACAUUGACAUUACCGUUGGUAGCAGCAACCCCCGCAGGCGUUUGUACCAACAAACAACUGUCCAGGUGGGUGGCAACGUGGCAGCAGCGCCACAACAACAGCAACGUCCCCGGGAACUGGCCCUCGAAACAGGAGGAACGAAGAAGAAGACAAUGCCGCUAACAUCCACGCCGAUUGGCACGAAGGAGCAACCGCAGGAGCGAAAGGCACAGGGCACAACGCCGCCAAUCAGUCCAGCUGGAACGUGCCAAUUGCGUGGUUCUUCAGCGGAAGAGCAACGGAAAAUUGUGAGCCACAAAACGAUAACCACCACCAGCAGCAGCAGCAGCACUACGAAAUCGAAAUCCUCGACCUCCUCCUCAUCCACGUCCACGUCGCGCAAAUUAAUCGAAGAUUCACCGUCUCCUUCGCAGUUGCAGGCCGUUGGCGAUAUCUCGUUUACCGCCUCGCAAAUACGUCUAAGUCGCGAUAACGUAUCGAACGCCGGCGAUAUUAUCGAUAACGAUUCCGAUACCGAGGGCAGACCGGCCAGCAGCAUUGUGAUUGUGUCCACACCCUCGCGAUCUGUGACCCCGUCAACGCCCAGCACCACUCCGCACACCCCACACGCCCCACACACGACAGCAGCCCACGCUCUCAGCGGCAUUGGCACUUUCAGCAAGAGUCUGCGACAGGAUUAUCAGACUCAAGUACAGCAAAGUGGCAGCCGUGGCAGCAGCAGCAACGAAAACGAGUACCAGGAAUUCCAGUCCACAAUGGCGUCGAUCAAUUACGCCCGCAGCAAUUCCCAGUACGACAGUCAUAUCAAGGAGAAACGAGAGGAGCAAGAACGUGUGCAGAAGAAGACAUUCACUAAUUGGAUUAAUUCAUACCUACUGAAGCGUGUUCCACCGCUUCGUAUUGAUGAUUUAAUCAAUGAUUUACGCGAUGGCACAAAACUAAUUGCAUUGCUCGAAGUGCUGUCCGGUGAACGACUGCCCGUGGAGAAGGGCCGUGUACUGAGACGACCACAUUUCCUUAGCAAUGCCAAUACGGCCCUGCAAUUCUUGGCCAGCAAACGCAUCAAAUUGGUCAAUAUUAAUCCCGCAGAUCUGGUGGAUGGGAGACCACCAGUUGUGUUGGGCUUGAUAUGGACAAUCAUAUUGUACUUCCAGCUUCGUAAAAAGAGGCGGAAAAACUUAGUUGUAGUUAUAAAUUAUGCGCCACAGAUCGAGGAGAAUAGCCGCAACCUAGAAUAUUUGGGUCAUGGUAUUGGCGGUUCGGUUAGCUCCCUCGACAGCGUUGGCAAUCAGAAGCAUGGCGACCUUAAGGCUGAGAAAUGGAAGCAAGGAGCCAGAAAAACGCUACUCAAUUGGGUGACAAAUGCCCUGCCAAAAGACAGUGGCGUGGAGGUGAAAGAUUUCGGCGCCAGCUGGAGAGAUGGCGUCGCUUUCCUAGCCUUGAUCGAUGCCAUAAAAGCGAAUCUGGUCAAUUUAGCAGAGCUAAAGAAGACCAGCAAUCGUCAGCGUUUGGAGACAGCUUUCGAUGUGGCCGAAAGCAAGUUGGGCAUUGCCAAACUAUUGGACGCUGAGGAUGUGGAUGUACCCAAGCCAGAUGAGAAGAGUAUCAUGACAUAUGUGGCACAGUUCUUGCACAAGUAUCCCGAACCAAAGGGUGCCUCACGCGAUCAAUCGCAUAUUCAGCAAGAGGCGGACGAGCUGCGUCGCUUCUUGGUGGAGAAGACCACCGAGUAUGAGCCCAUGGUCAUGCAGAGCUCUUUUCCACGUGAUUUUAGUGAAUAUCUUCUGGCACGUUCAGAGGUCGAUGCCCAUUUGUCGGCAUACAACCGCCUGAAGCAAUUGAUUGAGAGCCAAAGCGGUUUCCUGCAGGUCUCACAUCAAUCGUGGAAUGAAAUCAAUGAGCUGUGGCAGCGCCUCCAGUACCAGAUGAUGUACUGGCUCUGGCUGUUGGACGCCGAGCUGCCCGGCGAAUUCGGCAUCGUUGGCAAAUGGCUGGCCGAAGCCGAGAAACUACUGAUGGACAAUGAUAUACCCAAUGCCAUGAAUGAGGAGACGGCGGCUGUGAUUAGCAGAAAGCUGGAAGAGCAUAAGCUCUUCUUUGCCGAUCUGCCGCGCAUUCUGGCCAUGUUCGACAAUGCCAAACGGUCGCCGUUGGCCCAGCAGGUGCCACUGGAGCAGCUGCGCAAUAUGGAGCGACGCCUGCAAGAGGUGGGACCCAAGGCCGCUGAGCGGCGCAUCCGUUUGAAGUUCCUCGAGCACAAGUGCUGUCUGAUUGCGUUCCUCAAUCUCGUGGAGAACAAGAUGCGCGGCUGGACUGGGAAGUACGGGCACGAGGAGAAGGUGGCCCAGCAGCUGGAGCAGUACAAGAACUUUGUGUCGCGCAACAAGAUCUUCCAGGAGUUCCAGAAGGCCUUCGUGGACAUGCAACAGGUCGUGGAAGAGUACAAGCGCGAGGGCAAUGUGCCGCGCAAGGACAUCAACGAGAUCGAUCGCUUCAUGUACGAGACGGAAGAGCGCUGGAAGCGCGUCUCCAUGGAGCUCAAGUGCUGCCAGAACUCGCUCGAAGAGGUCGUCAACUGUUGGCGUAGCUGGAACCAGCUGGCCCCCAGCUGCGAGGAGUGGCUGCUCCUCGCCGAACAGAAGGUCAAUCAAAGCGAGGACGACCGUCUGGAGUUCUUCCAGGAUAUACCCGUGUGGAAGGACAAGUUCGAUGCUCUGGCCAGCUCUGCCAAUUAUCUGAUUGCCUCUUGCGAGGAGCCCAUCGCCCAGCAGCUGCGUCAGCGCCAUGGCGCUCUCGCUGACCGCUUUGAGCGUCUGUUUGCCAACACCAAGCAGUACAUGCACGCGGGCGACAUCAUACGCUCCCGUCAGGAGUACAAGUCGGGCAUUGAGCAGCUGUCCCGUUGGCUGCGUGGCGCCGAAAGCGUGCUGGAUCAGCGUCAGGUGCUAGGCAACAGCGAGCAGAUCCGGCAGUAUGGCCAACAGCUGCAACAGUUGGCCAGCGAGAUCGACGACAACGAGGAGCUGUUCAAGACCAUCAGCCGCAACUUCCAGGGACUCAUACAGGACUUGUCCCGCGAUGAGGUGGACAAGAUGAUGAAGCUAUUGAAACAGGAGAAGGAAUCCCUAGUGCGCAUACGCGCACAGCUGCCGGCCAAGCUGCAUCUCUUCCAUCAACUGCAGAUCCAACAGGAAUCAUUGGAGGCUGGUCAGAAGGAGAUCCAUCAGUGGCUAAGCGAGGCCGAGCAGCUGCUGAGCACCCACAACCUUUCGGGCGGAAGGGACUCGAUCAACGAGCAGCUGCAUAAACACAAGACAUACUUUUCGCGCACUGUGUACUACCGCUCGAUGCUGGAGAGCAAGAACAAGGUGUUCCAGAAUCUACUGAAGGCCGUGGCAUCGGAUGACAAGAUCGACACGGCGCCUGGCUCCCAGCAAAUGCAGCAGCUGAACGAACGCUUUAACUAUGUGAUCCAGAAUGCCCAGCAAUGGGAGCAGCGUCUGGACGCGGCCGCUGGUGGCUGGAGCAACUUCAAAGAUAACGAACGGGUGGUCAGUGAAUGGCUCACCCAGGCCGAAUCCAUGCUGGUGGAGAAGCACAUCGAAUCGAAGACCACCAUCGAGACACAGAAAUACUUCUUUGAGCAGGUCAAUGAUCGCUGGAUGAACGACCUCGUGCAAUCCGCACAGCAAUUGCUGACCACGCUGCCAGCCCAGGAGCAGCCAGCGGUGGUGCAGAGCGUCGAGCAGCUGCAGUCGCGCUGGAAGAAUGUCCUGUCGCAGGCACCGCUCCAUCUGCUGAAGCUGGAGUUCCGUCUGGAUGAGAAUGCCUUCUAUCAGUCGCUCAAGGACGUGGAGAAGGAGCUGCAACUGGAGCAGCAGGCCCUCAACCGCAACGAAGACGUCGACUCCAUACUGCAGCGCAAUCAGCAGUUUUUGGUGCAACAGGAUGUGGUGCCACGGCUAGAGCGGUGCCUGCAGAACAUGCAACGCCUGGCCCAGGCCCACAGACAGCAACAGCCAGGGGACAUCUCUCUGGAUCAGGCCUACGACAAUGCCCAGGCCCAGUGGCAUUCGCUGUCCAACAAACUGGGGGAUAUGCGACAGACACUGCAGCAGAUCCCAGCCCAAUGGCAGGGCUACCACCAGAAAUUCAACGAGAUGAUCCAAUGGAUGAAUACCGUCGAUCAGAGCCUGAAGAGCAUUGUCAAUGAAGUCAAUACCAUGGAGGAGUUUGAAAAGGAGAAGGUCGUCUUCCAGCGAAUUUGCCAGGAUGCAGACAACAAGCGCGAGGACAUGAAGUGGCUGGUCAAGACGCUCGACGCUCUGCUCAGCUAUGCCACCGAAGAUGAGGCCAACCUGGAGCAGAAGAAGCUGGAAGAUCUGAUUGCCCGCUACAAGAACCUCAUACCCACCAUUGAGAUAACGAUGGUCAAGACGGAGGUGUUCUCCAAGUGCUACACCUACCGUCGCGAGGUGCACGAGGUGGUGUGCCUGUUGAGCAAGGUCAAGGACCAGACAGCCAAUAUUCCGGCUCCGGACAGUCUGGAGCGUGUGAACCGUUUGAUUGAAGAGCAGCAAUAUGCCAUCAAUCAGCUGGAUCAUCAACGGCCGCACAUCAUGUCCAUGCUACAGCGGGGCCGAGACCUCAGCAAGGAUGUGCACGCCCCGGCAUUUGUCAAUACCGAGGUCAAGAGUCUGGAGACGGGCUGGAACCAGGCCUACACACAGACCUCCGACAAGCUGCAGGCACUCAAGGGCACCCAGGCCGUGUGGAGUGAGUUUGUGGACCAGAAGAACGACAUCUUCUCCAUGCUGCAGACGGCCGAAACGGAGCUGCGUGCCCUGACGCCCCUGCAGACGGAUCCGAAGAAUGUCAGCCAGGAUCUAAAGUCCAAGCGGGAUCUGAAUGUGCAGCUGCAGCAGGCCUCGCAUCAGCUGCUGCCCAAACUGCAUGCUCUCAAGUCGGAACUGGCUCCGUUGGCUGCGGCCGACAAGCGUCCCAUACUGGAGAAGGAGGUCACCGAAGUGGAGAAGAUGUUCUUCAAUACGAUGGAGCAUGUCAAGGAUCGCGUUGGCUAUCUGGAGGACUACAGUGCCAAGUGGAACAACUACAAGACGCGUCUCGCCGAGCUGCAGGAAUGGGCCAACAAAGUGGCGCCCAAGAACAUCGAAGCCCUGCAAUCGGAGGACCUCACACCCGAGGAGCGUGUGAUCAAGGUGCAGGGCUUCAAGCGCGUCCUUGGGGAGCGCAUGAAGCAGCUGGAUCUACUCGCCGCCGAUGCCUCCGAAUUGGCACCGAAAGAGGGCAACAUUGCCGAGGCGAAGCGUCUAAAGGGUGAGAUCUCCAAGCUUCAGGAGGUGCUCAGUGCGAUCAAUCGCAAUGUGGACCACCAGGCACAGGCCGUGCAAGAGGAUCUCAUCAACUGGCAGCAGUUCCAGGCCGGCCUACAGCAAAUCAAGCCCGCGGUGGAGCAGAGCGAAGUGAAGGUAAAUAAUGUAGUUUCUAAGCCCCAGACCCUUGAAGAAGCCGUUGCCAUGCAACAGAAUGCCCAACAAUUUGAAUCACAAUGCCAGGAGCAAUUGGACAAGCUCCAUGGCAUCUCGAACAUCAGUCAUAAAAUGUUGUGUAAAACGAAUGCCCCCGACGAACUGGAUGCCAUGCACUCGCGUUGGUCCGCCGUCCACGAGAAUGCCAAGCAGGCGAGCGCCAAGCUCGAAAAGUUGGUAGGCAAUUGGAAGUCCUUCGAGGCCGAUGCCGGCAAGCUGGAGGAUUGGAUUGGCCAGGGCGAAAAGCAGAUGGCCAAGCGUCCGGCUGUGCUGAAUACCCCGCACAUUGACAAACUGGAGAAGGAGUUGGUCAAGCUAAAGUCCUUCAACAACGAGAUCUCUCAGCAGCAGGCCAAACUGGUGGCCCUGGGACAGAACGCCGAUCAGAUUAGUCUGCAUUUGGCCCCCGAGGGUGCCGCCGCGCUCAAGGAUCGCGUGAACCAGAUGAAGGGUAAGCUGCAGAAGCUGUCGGAGGCCACGAGGGGUAACAUCAAUGAGGUCUCCGAUGCCAUUAUCUCGAGGCAGGACUUUAACGCGAAGCUCGUGAACUUUUCCAAUUGGAUGGAACAGCUGAGGAAUCAGGUCACACAGGUCGAGGAAAUCAAUCCGGAGCGCGUGGAGACGAGUCUGCAUGUGAUUCAUGCUCUGAUGCAGGAGCAUGCGGACAAGAAGCCCAGCUUUAAUGCCAUCUACGAUGAGGUCAAACAACUGGCUCUGGGUGCCACACCCGAGGAAACGAACGCCCUGAAUGAUGCCUAUACCGCUCUGGUGGUCAAUUACCAGAAUCUGGAGACGAAUAUGCUGCAAAAGAAGGCGGCCCUGGAGAAAUGGACAGAGCUGUUGGGCUGGAAAAAUGACACGGAAUCGCAUCUGAAUUACUUGAAGCAUCAGUUGGAUAAACCCGAGGGACCCGCUGCGGAAGAGUUGGGCAAGGUUAUCCAAGAGAUUGAUUUCUUGGGUCAGGGCAUUAGCUACUGGAAGGCGCAGGCCAAGGAGAUUGAUGAGAAUCCUGCCAUCCAGCUGCGUGAUGCCCUGUCGCGUCGUCCACUGAUUGCCACACAAAUUGUCAACGAUGUGGAGAACAAAUUGGAGAAUCUCAAGCUUCGAUCGCAGAACCAGCAGCAGCAGCUGCAGCAGAUGACAGUCCGCAAGGACAAGUUCCAUGCUCUGGAGCACAACUUUGGUCAGUCGCUGCAGGAGAACCGGGACAAGCUGCAGGCGAUACUCCGACAGCAGCCCACACUCCACAACAUUGAUCAGAUCAUAGCCGAUUUGGUGGCACUCAAUGAGGCCCUGAAAUACCAGGCAGAUCUCAAGAACCGCAUACACGACGAGGGUUCGCUGCUGAUGCGCGAGGAUAUAGCCAGCAUGCCGGCCAUCCAAGAGAGUCUCUUGGUGAUGGACAAGAACUAUGAUUCGCUGCAGAAUGAAAUCGCCGAACGCAUACAGAAAUACAACCUGAUUAGUCAGGCCUUGAGGGAGUAUGCCGAAGCCAAGGAUAAGUUCUCCAAGGAGCUGAAGAAAGCGGCAGAUCUGUUCAAUGCCAUACCACAACAGUCACGCGACGAAACGGAGCUGCAGCAAGCGUCGGAGAAGACCCGCAAGACUCUGGAACAGCUGAGGAAAUCCAAGCUAAGUCUCGAUGAGCUCGAGCGACGUGGCAAUAAUGUGGGAAAACUGUUUAGCGCCAUUGGCGAACGCAUACCACAAGAGGUGCCACAGGAGGUGACGGCCGCCAAGCAGCAGUGGCAGGACCUGCACGACAAGACCGCCAAGAACGCGCAUGUCUACGAGACGGAAACGGUCAUUUGGUCACAAAUAGAAGAUGCCAAAAAGGAUCUGCUGCCCUGGCUAAACGAAACCAAUCAGGGUCUGUGCGAUGCGGCAGACAAUUCCAUAGAAAUCGAGUUUGCCCCAAUGCGUCUGAGUAAAUACCGAACGGAGCUGCCUUCCUAUCAGGCUUUGAAGGAUACCAUUGCAGAGAAAACCAAGGAUUUGGGCGGCAAUUCACCCGCUCUGAACGCACUCAAUCAAUUGUUGGAUGAGCAGUUUGCCGAGGUAUCCAACAAUGCCGAGCGCUUGAGUGCCAUUACCACAUCGUUUAAUGAUCAAGAACAAGAGUUGCGCAGGCGCUCAAAGGUGGCAGGGGAACAGGUCAGUAAACUCCGCGAACAGCUCAUCAAAUGCGACGACAUGUCGGGGGAUAACAACAAGAUCAUGGAGCGUCUACUCCAAUGUCGUGCCUUGCGCAAAGAUCUGGAUGAAAGCGGCAACGAGAUUGACAAUAUCAAGCAAAAGGUGGACGAACUGCGCAACCUGUAUCCCACAUUCAGUGAGUCCAUUAUCCCCAAGGAACUAAACAACGUACAGAAACGCUACGAAGGCGUGGACUUGUACGCCAAAAAGAUUGAGAGCUCGCUGCUGCAGUUCCUCAAGAAGUUCCAUGCGGAUAGGGUGGGCAUGCUGAAGCGUAUCAUAGCCACGCAACGCGAGAAGGUGGCCUGGUGUCAGCCAGAAUCAUCGAGCGACAAAUACAAUCUGGACGUUAAGAAAUCAUCGCUGCAGGAGGUCGGCAAGAGCAUUGACGAGUGCAAGGCCAGAUAUGCAGAGACCUUGAAAUCUUUGGAAAUGCUGAAGGCUGUGGAGUCCCCACAGAACCUACAGGAGCUCUCAAAGGAUGCCCAGCUGCUGGACAACGAUAUGAAGGCCUUGCAGGAUAGCUUUGACCAGAUCAAGGGCAUACUCGACGAGAAUGUUGAUCUGUGGUCCCAAUACGAGCAAUCGAAUGAACAAAUAUCCAAUUGGUUGCGCGAUGUGGAGGGACGCGUCAAGGCGGAGACCUGCAGUCAAGUGAAUCUUCCAGAAGUGCCACAGAAACUGCAGGAGCUGGCCAUCCUACAGCAGGAUGUUUUGGCCCACGAGCCGAUUAUCCAAGGCUUGGAGCAGACCUCUCAACAGCUGAUUGAAAAGAAUCCCGAGGCAAGGAUUGGACAAUUUGUGCAGCACCUAGUGCAGCGUUAUCAGGCCGUCAGCAAGAGUCUCAAUGGAUACAUUGACAAGAUACGCAGUGCACAAUUGUCCAACACAAACUUUGCCAAGGCUUCGAAGGACUUCAAUGAGUGGCAGAGCGAUGCCAAGAUUGAAUUCCAGGAACUGGCACGCAUGGGCUCCCCUGGAUCCUCUUCGGCCACGGCCCAACAGCUGCAGACGAUCAAAAACUACAUCAAAACCCUGGAUAAUGGUCAGAUAUUGCUGAACAAUGCAGUGGAUAUAGGCGAGAACUUGUAUCCCGUGGUGUCGCCAGAGAAUCGUGAACGCAUUCGCGCGGAUCUGCGACAAAUGAGGGAGAAAUUCGACUAUCUGCGAGAUGAGGCGAACGCUUUGAUGCAGCAGGUGGAGGGUGUGCUCAUACAAAAGACCUCCAUCGAGGAGAGCUACACCCAAGUGUCGCACUAUCUGAAUGAAUCGAGGGCCAAGGUUACAGCUGGGGAUGAACUCUAUCCCACUUUGGCCACCAAGAAAGCAGCCCUGCAGAACUAUAAAACGCAACUACAGGAGAUUACGCUGCACAAGAAUGCCCUGAAGCAACUGCACGACAAGGCGGUGACUCUCUGCGAUGAUGAAUCGGAAAGAAAGACGGAUGAGUCCAUUCAGGAGUAUAAUACUUUGUCCAAAAAGAUUUCCGAUCGUAUCGGUACCGUCUCCAAUCAAGUGACCAAGCAUGAGGCCUACGAUCAAGUGCUGGAGAAGGCCCAGGACUGGCUGAACACCAUCAAAUCAGAGGCCAUAGACAUCCUCAAUGAGACCACAUUCGAAAAAGAGGGAGCCGAAGAGAAGCUGAUUGUUGUGGAGAACCUAUUGCAGCAUAAGCCCGAAGGAGAUUCGAUCUUUGAUACGUGCCGCAAACUGUUGGAGACUGUACUAAAACAGACGCAUCCAAACGGACAUCCUGCCUUGCUGAAGGGCUUUGAAGAGCCAAAGCAUGCGUGGGAGGAGUUUAUGGUUUUGUGUGAGGAUUCGUUGGUGAAACUCAAGCAACUCUGCUCGAAAUGGGACGAAUUCGAUUCGAUUAUCGAAGAUCUCGACAACUGGAUGAAGAAUGUUGAGGCUGUCGUCAAGAAUCAGAGCCUCAAGAGCACUGCGGAGGCAAAGAGUGCACAUCUGAAGCAACUUCAGGACAUUUCAAAGGACAUUGAACGUCGUGGCUCGGCCAUCAAUGAGCUGAUGGAUCAAGGUCGUGAAAUCGAGGGAGAAACCGACUUAAAUCUGAAACUCUCGCGCUUGAACACACGCUAUCAGACGCUCAAGAACCUGUGCAAGGAAUCGAUUGCAAAGUAUGUGAAUUAUGUGAAAGAUCAUGAGAGUUUCGACCAGGACUUCGCAGCGUUCAAAGAGAGUCUGUCCCGUUCUGUGAAUGAUCUGUCGAAGGCCAAUGAAAUCACUGGCGAUCAGAGUGUGCUCCAGGAACAGCAGAACAAACUCCGCGAGAUGUCAGACAAACGCAUCUCGGAUUCGACUCUCUUUGAGGGUCUCAUCGAUCGCGGGGAGAAGCUGUACGGCCACACCAGUCCCGAGGGCCGUGAGAUUAUACGCCAACAGUUACGUUCGCUGCGCACCCUGUGGGAUAAUUACACGGACGAUUUGAAUGCGGCCACCCAAAAGAUUGAUCAGUGUCUGUUGCAGUUCAACGAAUUCAGCAUUGCCCAGGAUCAGUUGACCAAAUGGUUGAAGGAUGUGGAUAAGGCCAUGCAGAGCCACACGGAGCCAAAGACCACGUUGCAGGAGAAGCGUGCCCAGUUGCAGAAUCAUAAGCUGUUGCACCAGGAGAUCACCACUCACAAUGUCCUGGUGGACAAUGUGUGCGACAAGGCACAGUUACUGAUUGAUCAGAUCAAGGAUAACUCCUUGAAUAUCUAUCUGCAUUCGAUUAAGGAACUGUUUCAGAAUAUUGUCCAAAAGUCCGAUGAGAUCUUGCACAAUCUAGAGGACUGUGUGCAGAGGCACAACGAUCUAAACAAUGGUCUGGCCUCGGCCAAGACCUGGAUAUCGAAUGAGAAGGCCAAGCUUCUGGAGUGCGAUGAUGCCUACGGCGAGAAGGCGGACAUUAAGCGAAAGAUCGAAACCCUGGGACAGCUGGCGCAGAACAAACCGCAAGCCAUGAAAUUGAUCAACGAUAUACGUCUGCAAUUCGACAAAGUGAAGCCCACAACCUCUGAGAAGGGUAACGAAGUCCUAGACAAGGAAUUAGAUGAACUGGAGGUCACUCUAAAGUCCCACUUUGAUGACAUCGAGGGCAUAGAAGGAAAACAAAAGGAUGUCCUCGCCCAAUGGGAUAAAUUCGAGAAAACCCUCGAGGAACUGACUAAAUGGUGUCGCAAUGCCGAGGCCGUGUUCCGCGAGCAGCAGCUCCAGUCGACGCUGCACGAGAAGGUCGAACAGUUGGAGAAAUACAAGAUCCAACGCGAAUUGAUUCUCCAGAAGGAGCGAGAGAUCGAUGCCUUUGGCGAUGCUGCCCAUUCGCUGCUCAACAAUUGCGGGGCCGAUCGUUUGAAAACGUUGACCACACAGAUCACGAAUCGCUAUCAAUUGCUGCAGGUGUUGAGCAAGGAAGUGGUCAAUCGUUGGUCGAAUCUCGUAGACGAUCAUCAGUUCUAUCAGGACAAGUAUAAUGAGGUUGAUCUGUGGCUGCAGCCGAUUGAAGUGCAACUGGAGAAGGUGCUGCUCAAGGAUGAGCAGGAGCACAACAUAUUGCAGGUUCUUUUAUCCGAAAAAGAACAGGCAGAGAGUCUCUUCGGUGCACUCAAUGGGGCUGGCGAAAAGGCUUUGCCGGAGACUUCGACUCAGGGAAGAGAGAAGAUCAGAAAGGACCUGCGUGACAUACGCGAUCGUUGGGACAAACUGGACGAGGGCAUACGUAAUCUAGAGAAACGUCAAGAGGCCCAGGGCGUCCAAUUGACCAGCUAUCAGGAUAUCCUCAAUCAAACGGUCAACUGGUUGGAUCAGGUCGAAAAACUACUAAACAAUGAGAGCCCCGCCACGUGGACAAGUGCACAGGAGAUACGCUCCAAGCUGUACAAAUACAAGGCUACCAACCAGGACAUCAACUCACACAAACGCAUCGUGGAGGCAGUCAACGAGAAGGCAGCUGCCCUGCUAGGAAGCUCUGCCCCACCAAAUGCCGAUGAUAUAGCCCAAGCGGUGACGGAAGUGAACAAGCGCUACGAUCAGGUGGGACAGCAGUGUGCCCAGCUGGUCUCCGAUCUGGAUGCAGCUUUUGAGGUCUACCAACAGUUUAGCGAACUCCAAAAGGCCCAACAGGACUACCAGAAGAAUCUGUGGGAUCGUCUCACGGGCUACUCGGAUUACUCCGGCAACAAGGCGGCCCUGCAGGCGCGCCUCCAGAAAAUCAACGAGAUCCAGGACGCCCUGCCCGAGGGUGUGGCCAAACUGAAAUCAUUGGAAGAACACAUCCAAGCAAAUGCCAGCCACAUACCCGCACGAUCCAAGGAGGCCAUGGCCAGGGAUUUGGCCAAUCUACAUGCAGACUUUGAGAAGUUUGGUGCGUCGUUGAGUGAUGUCAAGAGCGGCCUGGAGAACCGUCUGCAGCAAUGGAACGAUUACGAGAUCAAUUUGGAUCGUCUCAUCAAUUGGCUGGGAGAGGCAGAGAAUGCACUGAAGAACUAUAACCUCAAGAACUCAUUCGAAGAAAAGGAGGAACAACUAAAUCGGUUUCAAUCUUUGGCCCAGAGUUUGCGUCAAAACGAAUCAGACUUUGAUAAAAUGAAGGACGAUACCUCGGAGCUGGUGCAGAGCUCAGGCGAGACGAGGAUUGCCGUGAAUGUACAGCAGGUAUCCUCGCGUUUCCAGUCCAUCCAAGCCACAGCCAAGGAGAUCCUGAAGAAGUGCGAGCAAGCUGUCCAGGAUCAUGGCUAUUUCAAUGAUAAAUACAAACAGUGUGCCAACUGGUUGGCCCAGGCCCAAGGACGAUACGACGACUGCUGUGAUUUGUCUGCCGUGGGAUCCCGCGAUGAUCUAUUGAAGAAACAGAUGGUUAUCCAGGAACUGCUGGCCCAACAGCCCACGGCCACGCAGCUGCUGAACAGCACUGUGGAGCUGGGGGAGAAAUGUUAUGGUUCAACGGCCACCGAGGGUCGCGAGGCCAUUCGCAGCCAGCUGGAUGACCUGACGUUCGAUCAACUGUUUGACAACAUUGCUAUUACGGCGAGGAAAAUCCAGGAUAAGAUUGCCAAGUGGUCUGGAUUCGAUGAGAUUGCCGACAGCCUAAAGUCCUGGCUGGAGGAGACAGAGAAUGCUUUACCAGCGGACAUUGAACUGAAGACCACGCUGGACGAAAAGCGCACAAAACUACAGACCUACAGGGAUGUACUCAAUGACAUUAACAACCAUCAAGUGGAGGUGGGCAAUCUGCAAGAGAUUGCCGCAAAUCUUCCCGAGAAAACAGAGCAUGUUGAUGGAAUCCUUAAGGAUAUAGCCGAACGCUUCGGGAAGCUACAGAAGCGCGGGCAAUCCUUUGUGGAGCGCUAUGAGGGCAUCGUGAGUGCCCAUCAGCAGUACUCGAAGGCGGUGAUGGAUGCCCAGGAGUUCAUUGAUGCCACCCUCAAUACGGUUCAUUAUUGGGGGGACUUGGACCUGGAACAGAUCUCCCUGCACACGAAUCUGGAUCGUUUGAAGAACCUCAAGGCCAGUCUGGCCGAUGAGUUUCCUCGCGUGGAUCAAGUGCGUGCUUUGGGCGAGAAGGUCAUCCCCGGUACCGUGGAUGUGGGUCAAGUGAAUAUCAAGUCCCAGAUCGAUACAACGCAACAGGAAUGGGAGGGUCUCCUUGCCGCCAUUGGCUCCACCAUCGAGGGUAUAGAGUCGCGUCUCCAACACUGGUUGGAAUACGAACAGUUGAGGGAUCAGUGUCUCGCGUGGAUACGCGAUACCGACAACAAUCUGCAUGCCAUUGAUCUGAAGGAAGAUCUGCCCAAGAAGCGCACACAAUUGGAUGCUCUGAAGGCACUCCAAGGCGAUGUGAGGGCCAAGGAAUUGGAGGUGGAUAAUGUCACAGAGAAGGCACAGACUCUCCUGAAGGGCCACCGGUCUUCGGGUCCCGAAUUGGUCGCGAAAUACCAGCAGAUCUUCCACAAGGUGAAGGAACUGAACAAUCGCUGGCAGCAAUAUGUCUCCACACACGAGGACUUUGAUAAUUCCUUAAACGAUUGUACGUCCUGGAUCAAUGACAUCAAGGAGAAGCUCGACUACUGCUCGGACAUGUCUUCGAUGAGCCAAAAAGAACUGGACAAGAAACUGGCCACCAUUCAGGAUGUCAUACUCCUCAAGGAUGAGGGCUCUGCGCGCGUUUUGAAGAUCUUGGAACAGGCCCAACAUGUCCUGGCCAAUACAGCGCCUGCGGGCCAUGAGGCCAUCAACAGGGACCUCACCGAUCUACAGGACCUGUGGUCUGGCAUUGCCCUGCGCAUAAUGGACGUGAAAUCGAAUCUGGACGACUCGAUAACCCAAUGGUCGGGCUUCCUCGAUCAAGUGCAGAAUGUGCGCAAGUUCAACGAAUGGUUGGAGGCUCUCUUGAAGGAAUUGCUGGAGAAUCAGACCACAAUGACGGAAAAGCGAGCACAGCUCGAUCGCGUCAAGUCCACGGAGGAGAAGGUGCGCGUGGAGAAGAUCGAUGUGGACGCAUUGAAGGUACAGGCCAAGGAAAUGAUUGCCAGCGGGCAGCAGAGUCAGGCGGCCUACCAGGCCCAGAAGGUGUUGGACAACUUCGAUGAAUUGUUUGGGAAGACACAAAAGCUGCUGUCGGACCGUCAGGAUCAGUACAGGGAUCAUCGUUUGUUCAAGGAGGCAUACGAUGAUCUCGUUAGCUGGAUAGGUCGCGCCCGGGAGAAGUUCCCCGCCCUGAAACAGAGCAGCUUGAGCGACAAACUGGCCAUUGAGAAUGCUGUCCAGGCCACAGAGGCCCUGCUCAAUAAGCAGGCCCAAGGGGAACUGUUGGUCGAGCAUCUAGUGCACACGGGCGAAGUGGUGCUCGCGAGUACCUCCACGCAGGGACAGGAGAUCAUACGGAAUGACAUACGCGCCCUGCGCGACAGCUUUGAGAGUCUGUUCCGUGAGAUCAAUCAGCAGAAGGAGAACCUAGAGGUCACCAUGGUUCAGUGGCGUGCCUACAAAGAGGAGUACGAACGUCUCAUGGAAUGGCUGCAGCAGAUUGAUAUACUGGUCAAGAAUCACAAGCUCAAUCUGUGUCCCAAUCUGCCGGACAAGGAGAAGCAGGUCGCAGACAUGAAGGAUGUGAUGUCGCGACUGGAGAAGGGCAAAGAAGACAUUGAUCGAUUCAAUGCCUCGGCUGCCAGUCUCCUCAAGUCCCAUCUGGAUACGUAUGUGAACAAUCAACUGCGGCACCUGAGCUCUGUCUAUCAGGUCCAAGUAAAUCUGGCCAAGGAUGUGCUGAAAAAGGUCGAAACGAACCGAGAUCAGCAUCGUGAAUACGACUGCAACAUGCGGUCGGCCAAGGACUGGAUAGCCCAUGCCAAGACGGCCAUUCAGUCGGCCGGCGAUGGUGCUGGCUCCAAGGAGGCCCUCCAGCGCCGCCUCGAACAGAUUCAGGACCUGAUACGAAACCGGGAAGUGGGUCAAAAUCUCGUCCACACGGCCAUCAAUAAUGGUGAAAAGAUUAUACGCAACACGCGCUCGGAUGGCAGGGAUGCGAUCAACAGCGAAAUGAAGGAGCUGCAAACGGAAUGGGACAGACUCGUGAAGAAAAUGUCCAAUGCCAAGGUCCAACUGGAGACGAACCUGCUGCAGUGGGCGGACUACAGCUCCAGCUACACGCAGCUGCAGCAAUGGAUCACCGACAGGGAGGCGAAGCUCCAGCAGGCCUGCGAGCAGAAGAUUGUCAAAUCAAAGCGGGGUCAACCGGGUCUCAGUAGUGGCCUGAGCGAGCGCAAGGCCAAUCUCCGACAGACGAACAACAUUGUCCAGGAUAUUGUGUCCUUCGAGCCGAUGAUCCAGUCGGUCGCGUCCAAGGCUUCCGAUUUGCAGCAAGGAGCCCCAGCCACAGAGAUAUCCGACAAGUACGAGAAUCUCACAAAGCAAGCCAAGGAUCUGUAUGAGAAGCAGAAGACAACCAUCGAGAGCUACCAGUCGCUGAUCGAUGCCGGCAAUGACUUUGCCACAUGGCUGCGCAAUGCCAAGGAGCGGCUAAGCAAGUGCUCCGAGCCGACAGGCGACAAGCAGGCGCUCGCCGAGAAGACCCACCAGCUGAAGAUCCUCCAGGGCGAAGUGCCCGAGGGUGCGCAGAAGCUAAAGAAUGCCCUGGAGCAGGGCGAGAUUGCCUGCCGCAGUGCGGAGCCCGAGGAUUGUGAGAUCAUAGAGCAGGAGGUGGCCCUACUCCAAGAGGAGUUCGAUGCCUAUGUGGAGGCCUUGAACAAAGCCAAGGACUACCUGGAGGUGGGAAUUGUUAAGUGGUCCGACUACCAGGAUCAGUACACCGAAGCCCUGGAGUGGCUGAGCAAAACAGAGGCUCUGGUACAGUCCUACAACAAGUUGCAGGAUAGCCUCACACAAAAGAAGGUCGUCCUCGAGCAAUUCCAGGGACAUUUGCAGACCCUCUUCGACUGGCAGAAGACCCUCGAUCAUUUGAAUAUGAAAGCCCAAGUGCUGCUGGAGACCUGCUCCGACACGCGCAUCAGCAAUGCCAUCAUGCAGCUGACGACCAAAUACAACGCCCUGUUGACCCUGGCCAAGGAGGUGAUGCGUCGCCUGGAGAUGCACUACCAGGAGCAUCAACAGCAUCACUCCCUCUACGAGGAGUGCCAGUCGUGGAUCGAGAACACGCGCGAGAAGCUAGCCGAUUGCGAGCACAUACCCAGCACUCUGAAUGAAGUCCAGAUCAAACUGAACACUGUCAAGAAUCUCCGUCAAGGCUUCGAGACGGGUCAGAACAAGCUGCGGUAUCUGCUGGAGCUCAAAGAAAAGGUGAUCAUGAACACGGAACAGAAUGGUGCGGCCAAGAUUCAAGAAGACACCGAGGCCCUCAAACAGGACUUUGAUAAGCUGCUGGUGGAUCUCAACGAUGUGCGCCAGAAGUUGGCCAACCGCUUGGCCCAGCUGGAGGAGAUCUUCAAGCUGUACAAGAUCCUCAUCGAGUGGCUGGACGAGACCGAGCCCAGUGUCAAGGCCAGCGAUGAGUAUCUCAAUGAUUUGAGCGAGAAACGCGCUGCCCUCGAGAAAUUCCGCGUCAUCCAGCGUGAUAUCAACGGACACAACGACAUUGUGGAGAAGAUCAAUCUGCGUUUGCGUGAGGACAAUAGCCUGGAUGUCAACGACUUCCAACCGGGUCUCGGCAAAUUCGAGAAUCUUCAAGGGGAGGUCAACAAGAUCAUAGAGUCCCUGGAGAACCAGGUCAACAGCCACGAGAAGUACAAGCAGGCCUACAAUGAGCUGCAGGACUGGCUGCGUCGCACUCGCAUCGAUGUGGAGCAAUGCGCCGACUGCCAUGGCGAAAAGGAUCAGGUGGAGAGUCGUCUUAAUCGAUUGGGUGACAUACAGGCCACCUCUCUGGAAGGCAAAUCCCUGCUGGAUGCCUGCGAGGAGCUCAGUCAAGCGGUCAUAGCCACCAGCGGCCGCGAGGGUCAGGACAAUGUGGCGCAGGAGAUCAAACACUUGACUGCCGAAUGGGAGACUCUCCAGGCAAUGUCGCGUGAUGCGCGCAGCAGUCUGGAGACCUGCCUCAAUGCCUGGCAGACCUUCCUGCAGAAGUUCAACAAAAUCAAUCUGUGGAUCGAGACGAUGAGCAAGCGCGUUACCAAAUCGCAGGAAGCCGAAAACAAAACCACCGAAGAUUUGGUUAAUGCCAAGAAAUUACUCGAGGAAGUGCUCGCCGAGAAGGACAAUGUCGAGGAUUUGAACGACAACUGUGAGCUCUUGAUGGAGCAGAGUGCCUGUACACGGAUACGCGAUCAAACUAUUGAAACGCAGGCCAAUUACACCAAACUAUUGACCUCUGCCCAGGGACUGGUGGCCAAGAUCGAGAAGAAUCUGUCGGAUCACACAGAGUUCCUCAACUACAAGAAGGAAAUGGAUGCUUGGAUAGAGAAGGCACAGCAAGUUCUCAACGAUUGCAGUACCGAAGGGGAUGCUUCGAUCAUAGCCCAGAAAUUGGAUACAGUCAAUUCUCUGACUUCUCGUCUGCCCGAGGGUCAGCAUUUGUUGGCCUUGGUGCAAGAUGCCUACUCGAAGGCCUCCAACAUCACGCCCGAGGACAAGCAGGAGAAACUGCGCGAGCUGAUGACCAAAGUGCGCGAGGACUGGGAUGCCUUGGGUCUGGCUGUCAAGCAGAAGUUGAGCGACCUGAAGCAAGCCCAGAAUCGCUGGAGCGACUUUGCCGCCAACAAGGACAAGCUCGAGAAGUGGCUAAGCGGGACAGAGAAGACGCUGAAGGCGGCGCCCGAGACCAAGGGAGAGCUCAGCGAAAUGAAGACUCUUCUCGAGCGCUACAAGACGUUGGGCAAUGAGCUGAAGCAGAAGGGCAACGAUCUGGAGCAGCUGCAGUCGGAGGCCCGGGAGUUGGGCACCGAAGUGGAUGCCGUCAAUCGCUUGCAGUCGCGUUGCGACAAGCUAAAGAACGAUUGCUCGUCGCACAUUAAGGCUCUCGAGCAGGAGAUGCUCGACUACAAUGCGUACCAUCAGAGUUUGCAGGAUGUGGAGAAGUGGCUGCUGCAGAUCUCCUUCCAGCUGAUGGCCCACAAUUCGCUGUUCAUCUCGAAUCGCGAACAGACCCAGGAGCAGAUCAAACAGCACGAGGCAUUGCUCUCUGAAAUACAGAAGUACCAGACCAAUCUGGAUGACCUGAAUGCCAAGGGUCAGGCGCAGAUUAAACGCUAUGAAUCCACCACUCCAGCCAUCCGUCCCACGGUCGAGUCGCAACUGAAGAACAUCCAGGACAGCUACAACUCCCUGCUGCAGACCUCAGUGCAGAUCAAGAAUCGCCUGCUGGAAUCACUGGCAAAGUUCCAGGAGUACGAGGAUACCCUCGACAGCAUCAUGCGGAAUCUGGAGGCCUACGAGCCGAUUAUUCAGACCGAACUGGAUGCACCGGCGACCAGCUUAGAGCUGGCACAGAAUCAACUCAGGUGCGCCCAAGAAAUGCAGCACAAGUUGAACAACGAAAAGUCCCGACUGGCAGCCGCCGUGCAGGCCUGUGAAGCCGCCACUGCCUCGAUUAGUCGUCCCAGCUCUCCGCUGGAGACGGCCAUGCAGGCCAUACCCGAACGUGAAUUGAUUGUGCGCGCCAAGCUUGAAGAUCUGCUGGAUCAGCAACCGCCGCAAAAGACUCGGAGCUCAACCGACGAUAUCGAUGAAGAUGAUGAUGAGAUCCAAGUUGAGCUCAGCGAUGUCCAUGAGGCGCGUUUGGAUCCGAUUGCCCAUGAGCGUGUCAGCAACUAUCGUCGCAUAGUUCGCCUGAAUAGUGCCCAUGUGAGUAAGCUGCACGAACUCGUCGCCAAGGUGCAAUCCCAUUUGGGUGGUUUGACUGCAUCCGUUGGCGAAUUGGAGCAACAGCAGAAGCAGCGCGCCGAGCUGCAGGAUUGGGUUAAGAAGCAACAGAGCUCCGUCUCCGACUGGUCGAUGCGUCCAAGCAAACUCCGUCCCGAGGCGGCACAACAGGAGCUUGUGGCGAUGAAUGAUCUAUUGAAUUCCAUUGGCGAUAAACGCUCGCAAUUGAUGCUGGAAAUGACUGGAUCAUUGGGCGAUGAGGACACAGAUUUGGAUGACAACAUCGACAAGCUGGAAUCGGAGCUAAUGGAUGCCAUUGCCAAGAAGCAGGCGGGCCAGAAUGUCAUCGAUGGCUACCGCCAGGGCAUGCAGGAUGUCCAAAAUUGGUUCGACACACUCAUCAAGCGCAUGGAUGUCCUGGAUCGCGGAUCGGGCCUGAAUUGCGCCCAAAAGACGGCCGCCAUUAAUGAGAUCAAAAACGAAUACGAACUCCAGGGUCAUCCCAAGAUCCAGGAGCUCAAGGGUAAAGCCGCACAGGUGGCAGAGGUUAUCAGCAACCUGGAUGGCCAGCAGGUCGAAGAGCAAAUGAAAUCUCUGGAUCGUCGCUUUGCCGAUCUCGGCAAGCGCAUCGAUCGCAAGGCCCAGCUCCUGGAUGUCACCAACAAGGGUGUGGAUGGAGCCAAGGGUGAGAUUGACCAGCUCCAGAAUUGGGUGAAGCAACAGAUCGACGAGCUGCAGGCCCCCACUCCUCUGGGAUACACACCCAAGGAUGCCGAGGCGCGUCAGCAGAAGAUCAAGAGCCUGAUGAAGGAUGCCGAAGCAAAGCAAUCCCUGGCUGAUGUCCUCGAGAAGCGUAUUGCCAACAUGCAGCCGGAAUUGGAGCCAGCAGAGUACUCCCAACUGGAGUCUGCUCUGAGGAACCUCAACACGGAGAAUCGUAAUCUGGCUGGCGUGCUAAAGGCCGAACUGGAUCGCGCUCUGGAGGCUAGCAAGGCACGAAAGGGCCUGGAAAACGAUCUGGACAAGGCCCGUCAAUGGCUCAAGACAAAGAUCUCGGAGGUGCGCAAGCUACCCGUCUAUCAUCCAUUGACCUCUGGAGAGAUUGAGAAGAAACUGCAGGAGAACAAAAAAUACGACGAUGAUGCCAAACAGUUCAACGACAGUGUACUCAGCGAUGUCCAACGUCAGGCAGCAAACAUCAUGAAGGAUUGCGAUGACGGGGACAAGGCUGCCCUACAGCAGAUCCUCGACGAAAUAGCCGCCGACUAUCAGACCCUGAAGGACGAGAGCAGCAAGCGAGGCAAAUCUUUGGACGAUCUACUCCAGGGACGCAAGGCCUUCGAAGACUCGAUGAAGAAGAUGGGCGACUGGCUGAACGAAAUGGAAACGGCCACCGAAGGUGAGCUAAGGACCACCAGUUUGCCUGUCCUGGAAGAGCAGCUGGCGCACUACAAGAAGCUGCUACAGAAUGCCGAGAAUAUGGGCGGCCUCUGCAACGAUGUAUCCGAGCAGGGCAAGAGUAUCUUGCCAACCCUAAGCAAUGCCGAUAAACUCAAACUAAACGAUGACAUUAAGAACAUGAAGGACCGCUAUGGACGUGUAAAGAAUACUAUCGAUGAUAGGGUUAAUGCCUUAGGCGACCAUAUCAAGAAGUACAAGGAUGCCAAGAGUCGUUUGGCCGAUUGCAGUCAGUUCCUGAGCACCAUUCAGCAGCGCAUGCGUGAGCUGAAUCGCCCGAUUGGCUCGAGGAUCGAGGAUGUCCAGGAUCUGUUGGGUGCCUACGAGGGUAUACUCAAGGAACUGAAGGACAGCAAGAGCAAGAUGGGUGACAUGCAGAUGGAUGAUCUGCCUGAAUUGCAGAGCAUUUUGGCCCAACAGGAUGAUAUGAUCAAGCUGAUUGAAGACCAGUUGGCCCAUCUCCGUCAGCUUUUGCUGCUUCGCGAACAGUUUAUUGCGCUGAUCAAUGAGAUCAUAUCCUUUAUCAUGAAGUACACCGAUGUGAUCAUUGACAUUGAGAACUCCCCCGACAGCCUGGAGGAUAAGAUCAACAAGUAUGACGAUGUGAUUGUCAAGAUUCAAGAGUGCGAGGGUGUCCUGGCCUCGGCCAACGACAAGGGCCAGAAGAUCGCCUCUGAGGGCAAUGCUGCGGACAAGAACAGCAUCACCGAGCAGCUGCAGUCUCUGAAAAACCAACUGCAGAAUCUCCGCAAGGCCGUGGAGUCACAGCGACAGAAGCAUCAGCUUCAGCUGGAGUCCCACAAGAAGAUGGGCGCGGAGCUAAGCGAAAUUCUCGAUUGGCUGCACAGCCAUGAGGGCGCAGCCAAAUCCCGUCCCCUGCUCGAUCGUGAUCCAGAGUCGGUGGAGCGUGAGCUGCAGAAACACCAGAGCCUCAGCCAGGACAUUGACGCCCAUCUGCAGAAGUUCAACAAGAUUAACGAUGGCGUAAAGACGGAAAUCGGAAUGCCCAGCUCUCUGCUGGAAAUGCUUUCCGAGGGUCGUUCCCUGGUGGCCUCCCUGCCGCACGAGCUCGAGGACCGCGAGAAGUAUCUGAAGAACAACCGCGACUCCCGGCUGGAGUACAUGCAACUGGUGGCCAAAUUCAACGACUGGGUCCACGAGGCUGAGCUGCGUCUGCAGAACAGCCAGCAUGGCAUCGACUAUGAGCAUCUGGUCCACGACCUGGACGAGCACAAGAUCUUCUUUGGCAACGAGGCACCCAUCCGCAAUCUGGUGCACAAGCAGAUCCAAGAGGCAGCCGACAAGAUCUGGUCGUCGCUCAACAACUACGAGCAGUCGGAGUUAUCCUCCGAAUUGGCCCAGUUCCAGAACAAACUAACCAACACCCUGGCCAAUGCCAAGACCCAGCAGAGCGAACUGGAGCAGGAGGCCGAACGCUGGCGCGAAUAUCAGCAAUCGAUUGAUCGCGUUAAGGCCACCAUUGAGCGCACCAAAUUCAGCGAUGAACCCGUACAGAAUUUGGCUGGAGUGCACUUUAACAUACAGAAGCUGUCCCAUGCCAUUGGAAAUGUUCAGAGUCAAAGCAGCGACCUUUCUCUGGUUAACCAACAAUCGCAGGCCCUCAUACGCCAGGCGGACGCACGCAAUCGCCAAUUGAUUGAGAAGGAUAACGGUGACCUGAAUCGCUUGUGGCAGGAACUGGUACGCAGUCUCGAACAGCGUCGCGAUAAUCUGCAACAGUUGGCCGAGCACUGGGAUAGCUUUGAGAACAGCUUGCACGGCUGGGAGAAGGCAUUAGGUCGACUAGAGGAUAAGUUCCGCAAUGUCGAUCCAACUGUAAGAUCCCGACGUCAUUUGGAAGAUACAAAGAAUGCCAUUCAGGAAUUACGUGAAGAAUCAAAUCAACUUAAAUCAUCACAUAAAGAAAUCGAGACUCUCUCAAAAUCCAUCCUCACAUUCCUUGGGGAAGUACACAAACCCUCGGCGGAGGCCAUACAGGCCAAAGUGGAUAAGUUAGUUGAACAACAGGCCAAAUUGAACGACACGCUACGCGAGAAGGAGCAACAGGUUAGCCAGGAUCUCGACGAGAUCGAGCAAGUCUUCCGUCGCAUUUCGCAGCUGCAGGACAAGUUGAACGCCUUGAACGAUCAACUGCAAUCGAUACACGUCUACGACGAGCACAUUGCCCAAACGGAACAGGCCCUGAUCACCCUCAACAGCCAGGUGCAGCAGGCGGCCGAGGAGAGUCGUUUGCUGGUUAGCCAGACAACGGCCAAAUAUCAGGCCAAGCAGAAUCUACUGCCCAGCGACAUUGCCCAGGAGUUUACCGCUCUUGAGUUGCUUUCGGAACGUGUACAGGUGACGAUGGAGACCAAAGAGAAGGAUUUCAAGCGUGCCAAGACCGUGCGCACCGAGUAUGUGGCCGGUGUGGAUGAGAUCCAGCGCUGGCUGCUGCAGGCCGAAGUGCAGGUGCAGGAGCGCACCCUGAGUCCCACACAGAUGAAGGAGCUGCUGCAGCGCAUCAAUCAUGAGAUCACCGCCAUAUACGAACGCUUCACCCUGGUCAAGACCAACGGCCAGCUGAUUAUCGAGAAUUGCCGCAACAGUGAGGAGAAGACACUGGUGCAGACGACCAUCGAUCAGUUGGCCGCAUCCCUGGCCCAAGUUCGGGGCUGGUUGGACGAGAAGAAGCAGGCGGUGGGCGAUAGCCUGGAUGCUUGGACGAGAUUCAUGAAUCUGUAUCAGAUUGUCAUGUCCUGGGCGGCGGAGAAGCGUACGUUUAUCGACCAGUCGAUCGACUUGCGCACCCUGCCCGAGGCCAGGAACAAACUGAACGACUAUGUGGCGGCUGUGAAGAGUAUUAAACCGAUUGUCAAGCAUUUGAGCGAAAUGGAUAAGGAACUGGAACACAUUGGCCAAGUGACGACUGUGGGCGAUCUCAAGGAUAAACUGCAGGAGGCCGAGGAUGCGAAGAUAACCGUGGAAGCGGUGCUGCUGGAGAGGAACUCUCUGCUGCAAGAGGCUUGCGAGGAAUGGGAUCAAUGCGAACGCAAAAUCAAGGACAUACGCGCCUGGCACGAGAAGACCAAACAGGGCCUCGACUCGUCGCAGCAGCAGAAGAAACCGCUGCGCGAUCAGCUUGGGUUCUGUGAGAAGACCCUGGCCGAUAUAAAUGUGCAAAAAACAAAACUGAGACUGUCUAUCGAGAAGCUGGAGGUUCACUUCCGCAAUGGCAUGGGUGGUGAUCCACGCCUUAGCGAGAAUGUUGACGAUCUGGUGCGCGUGCUCGAUGGCUUGGGUGAAUUGGUGAAGGCCAAGUCCCAGAGCCUCGAACAGACGCUCGCCCAGAUCGAUGUCUACCAGCAGCAGAUGCAAACGCUGCGGCAGCGCAUCAUCCAGGAGGAGCAACAGCUGCGUCUGGUGAUGGCGCCCACCUACUUGCCACACGAUCGUGAGCGAGCAUUAGCCGAUCAACAGGCAAUGCGGGAAUCAAUCGAUGGCAUGCAGCAGAUCUACGAUGCAACCGCCAGAAAGUCCUAUGCUCUGGAUCCCCAUUCAGUGGUAACCACUUCAUCGACUGUGUCGUUGCUUAUGAAGCCAACGGCCGUAGGUUUGACCUAUGCUGAAGUGUUAUCGGGACAAACGAGUCCGGUAAGCGGUAAUGAGACGACCCAAACAGCAGCCCCAACGAGAAAACCCAGACAAGAACCAGUAUCCUCCCCAGCUACGACACAAACAACAACAACGACAACGAACUGGCAAGAACAACAACACCACCAAGAAACGACAAACAAUCAGACAACAAUUACAACAACCAUUACGACUACGACAACAUCCACGACAUUGAAACGUACGCACGACGAAGACCAGAUCGAACUGCACGGAGGCGGUAUAACCACUGCGAUCUAUGAGAGCAGAGAUCUGGUUCAGGUUCCCCCCCAACAGGUUACACCAACACCACCAAUCGAGAGUUAUGUGGAGUCGAUCGAGAUCAGCAACAGCAACAGCAGCAGCAGCACGGCACAACAGCAACAAGUUCCUAACCAACCUCAGACUCAACCUCAAUCAACCACCACCAACCCCAUCAGCAGUCAACAGUUCAUUGACAGCGAACAGCAAUAUCAUGUGAAAACGGGUAAGAAUCUACAGCCUCCCAAUCGGCCAGAACGUCGCGGACGUUCGCCGAGACGUCGACGAGAGCCACCUACAAUCCAACAGGAGCAGCAACAGCAACACCAGCACCAACAGGAGCAGCUCUUCUUGCCAUUGGACGAUCGUACCCGAUCGAGUAGCCCCAUGUGGGUGCCCGGUUCGACGUCCUAUGCGGAGGUAUUGCGCGGGCUGGAACUGGAGCGUCUCAAGCAGCAGGCAGCCGAGCAAAUGGCCGCCCAAGGCGUCCAGAGUCAUACGGCUGAUAUCACCAUACAGGAUGUGGUGGAUGCCAGUGCCGCCGUAGCAGCCAGCAUGUAUGUCCCCGAAGCAGAGCCAGAAAUUAUCGAGGAACCAACAACACACCAGCAAUAUAUCAGCGAAGUCAAUCCAGAACAUGUCUAUGUUUCUGCCCAACAACAGCAGCAGCAACUGCCACAGCUUGUAGAAAGUGCCAACAAUUACGAGGUGCCCAUGACAGCGGAGGAGAUUGCCGCCACUUACUUGCAGCCCGAUCCACAGCUGUAUCAAACGAUGUACGAGAAUGUGGCUGAUAGUGGCCAGUGGGGCUAUGUGGCGAAUGCCAGUACAGUGCCCCAGCAGGAGCAGCAGCAGCAGCAACCGCAGAACUACUAUGAACAAAUCCUGCAGAUGCAAUAUCCCCUGCAAUACCAGACCGUGGCAGUACAGCCGGCGACAACACAGUUUCAACUGCUGCCCGGCUACUACCAGCCCAUAGCCACAACCGACACUUACUCAACGCUCUAUCCCACAGAGCCAUCGCAGAUUUACUUUACCCAACCGACGGUAGAGUAUUCGCAGGAGUAUCAAACGCAGCAACAACCUCAGCCUCAGCAGGAAAUAACUAACCAAACCGUAGUCUAUCAACCGGAGACGGUAGAGCAGACCUAUCUGCUAGAUCCCUACAGCGUACAGGAAUCGACGACAGGUAACAGCGUGCUGGAUCGCGUUGUCACCACACUCGCUUCGAUGGUGCAGCAGAGCACGGAACCAUUGACCACCAGUACGCAGCAGAUUCAGCCCACUGUGGUACAGAUCGAACCCGAAGAAGACCCCCAGUAUUAUAUCGAAGAGAAUGUGCAAAUACUGAGGUCUGUGGAGCCACAGGAGUUUGAGGUUGACGAGCCACGACCAGACAUUACCUUUGGGCAGUUUGAGAUGGAUGCCAUUGAGACGAUACCCGUUGAUGUGCAACCACAGCCACAAGUGCAGGCCCAGCCUCAAGUCCAACCACAACAGCAAUCCACUGUCGUAACGACAACAAGCUAUGUUCAAGAAACUGUUGUCUCAGAACAGACGACGGAACAGCCAACUGUGAUAACUCAGCAGGUCCAGACUCGAUCAGAAGUCCCCGAAACGACCCCAGCGACCACAGUCACUGUGCGUCCCCAAGCCCAACGUGUACAGCAGCAGCCAAUCCAGCCACAGGAUAUCAGUGCCGGUAGUACUUAUGCCGAAGUCCUGUUCGGUCUACAGCACAAAGAACUGCAACAGCAAUCAGUUUUCCAGCCAUCCAGUCAGCAGCUACAGCAGAUACCCGUACGCUUAUCGCCGCCAACACAACGCAGAGCAGCAGCUGAACACACAACCAAUACGAAGCAUACAACAGUUACUACCACAACGAUUACCAAUUCAAGAAGAUCGCCAACUUGGGAGCGCAGGGACGAUAAUAUUGAGUCGAGGACAUCGCGUCCAAAGCGGGUGCGACAUGAAACGCAACCCGAACCAUUGCCGAUCAAGGUGAGCACUCGUAAGGAUACCAAAUCGAGCAAGAAGCACAGAUCUCCGGAGAGCAAUGGUGUGGAAAGCACGAAAGUGGUGCAAGAAGUGGUUGAAGAACACACCAAACAGCCAGAGCCAAAGCCAAGAAAGUCAAAGAAAUCGAAAAAGACAACCGACAAUGCAACAAUUGUUGAUGUAGUCCAGUUGGUGGAGCCCAAAGUAGAAGCACCAAUGGUGUCCAAUAAGGAGAAAAAUCAGACAUCCCCCAGUCUGGAGAAAAAGCAAUCCUCUCCUGUUCCUAAGAAGGAAUCACCUGCUGUGGAGCGAAAGCGGAACUCUCCUAUAGCAAGCCGAAAGAUAGCAUCACCUGUUCUGGAGCGAAAGCAAACCGUGGUAGAGACUACUGUUACCGCCACCCAAACGGUUGACCCUGUUGUGUUGGAGGUCAGUUUAGCUCCUGAGCCAACAUCAAAGAAGGAAAAGAAGCAAACCACUAAACCAGUAGCGGAAAAGGCUCACAUCAGCAAGCAAUCUGGAGAUCCAGUCAAGGAAAAGGCAACUGUAAAGUCCGAAGUGGUUGAAGUGAAGGAGGAAGUUGAAACUGUCGUAGCUAAAAAGGAUGUUCCAGCUCCAGUUGCGCCCUCCCGGAAGGAAAAGAAACAGUCAAAGACGACAGUGGAGAAGGUUGUCAUCAGCAGCACCAAAUCUGUUGAACCAAUCAUCGAAAAGGAUAUUGUGGAAACAGUCAUCGAACAGAAGAUUGUGGAACCAAUCAUCGAAAAGGAUAUUGUCGAAACAGUCAUUGAAAAGGAGAUUGUGGAACCAGUCAUCGAACAGAAGAUUGUGGAACCAGUCAUCGAAAAGGAAAUUGUGGAAACAGUCAUCGAAAAGGAGAUUGUAGAACCAGUCAUUGAAAAGGAGAUCGUCGCACCAGCUGUGAUUGAAACCAAGGAGCAAAUCGAAGGCCUGAAGAGCCACAUCGAAGCAGGACAAUCUACGCUUUCGAAGAGGGAAAAGAAACAGACUAAAACAGUUGUGGAGACUACAGUUAUCAGUACCAAGACAAUUGAGCCAGCUACGGAGUCGGAGUCUGUCACAGGGAAGAUUGCUGAAGCGAAAAUGAUUACGGAGAAAAUUGAAUCGGAACCAGUCAAAGCGAAGGAGAUUGUAGAGCCGGAUCCCGUUGCAGAGAAAAAAAUUGAUGAGCCUGAAGUUACAGUUUCGACACCCACAAAGAAGGACAGAAAACGUUCCAAGAAGGAGGACAAACCUGAAACUACCUCUAAGAUAGAGGUAGCCGUUGCUCCGGUGGAGGAUGUUCCAGUGAUUGUUGAUUCAAAAACCACAACAGAGACUGUUACGGUAGUCACUGAAAGCAAUGUUGUGGCCGAACCCAAAGUUAAGUUUGAGGAAACAGUUCAGAAAACGGUUGAAAUACCAAUUCCAGAAGUUAUACUCGCAGUAACAGCACCUGAGCCAGUAAUUGAACCCGUAAUAGUGGCUAGAACGGUGUCAGAGCCCGUGGAAAUUCCCUCACACGAUUUAAUUACAACCACAGAAACGCUGACAGAAGCCCUGAAUGGUAGUCCAGUAUUGCAGGAGAGUACGUCCGUAAGUCCCGUCUCUACGGAAAUCAGUGAGACCAUCACUGAGGGCGAACCUGCAGUCACGAUAUCGACCAACACAAUAUCAACGGAAAGUGGAACCACAACCAUCACCACGCGUACAAUAACCAAACACAUAACAAAGCGUAUAGUCAAGCGCAUUGUGGAUGGUAAAGAGGAGAUUGUCGAGGAAGAUGUGAUUGAUGAUUUGCCCGAGGAGAAUAUCUCCGUGCAGCAGUUCAAUCUGCCGACAAUUGAAACCACAAGUAGCGAGGUGCCCGUUGAUGUGACUGGACUCUUAACCACACAGGAUACCAUCGUGCAACAGGGAUCGAUAACCAAGACGACGAUUACCAAGACAAAACGCAUACUGAAGCGUAUCACCGAGGACGGGGAGGAAAUUGUUGAGGAGGUCUUUGAGGAUGAACCAGAAGUGGAGAGAGAUGUUACGCUGCUGCCAACGACAGUGGUAACCUCUUCGUUUACCACAACGGAGGAGAAACAGCAUCAAUCUAACAUCGAGGAGGCUGCCCAGAACGUGGUUGCGGAAGUCAUCAAACAAGCCGAAGAGACAAUCCAACCGGAAGAGCAAAAGUCAACUAGUGAGGACAAUAAAAAGGCCAAGAAGGAACAGCCCAUUUCGGAACCCGAGAAACCAUUGUUGGUUAUAGAACCGGAAGCAACGAAGGAAGUUGCGGAGGAACCGCAGCAAAAGAAGCCCCAAAAGCCUUCCCGUAAGGACAAGAAGAAACACAAGAAAUCGGAAAGCGAUGCCCCCACACCCAUUGUCCAAAAGAUAGCCGAAGUUAUCGAGCCACAGCCACAACAAGAAAUCACAGAGCCCCUGAACAUAACAAGUGCAAUUACUACGGAUGAGAGACAAACGCUGUCAUCGGAAGGAUCUGCUGUCAAUAGUGAUGAUGGCAGCAGCCUCAUUAAAACGACUGUCAUUCGUACAACCAAAAUCGUCAAGAAAAUCAGCAGCAGUCAGCAAGAUAGUCAGGAUAUGUCAUCUUCCACGCACUCGGACGUCCAAUCCCUGGGCUCCUUUGACCUGGCCGAAGAAGCUGUCGAACAGAUCGAACCGAAGAUUGAGAAAUCCGAGACGAACAGUCGCGAAAUAAGCGAUGAGGGUGUGGUCAAGACAACUAAAACCACAACCACUCGGACCAUCAAGAGCCCAAAAACCGAGGAAGUACCCGUUGAAGCUACAUGGGAAGUGCCAACUGAAGAGGAGCCUGCAGUCGCCUCUCGUUCGGAGAUCGAGGAGCCUGCCGAGGGUGGUGUAGUAAAAACCACCAUUGUGCGCACCACGAAAAUCGUGAAGAAGAUUUCCCAGGAGAAUGAAAAUAUCAGCGAGACAAGCAGUGAAGCCGAGACUUCUCUGGACUUCAUUCAGGAUGCUCCCCUAGUGGCUGAAUCCGUGACCACGGAAUCCAACAGUGAGGGCAUCACAAAGACCACAACUACACGAACCACAAAGGCUGUAAAUAAAAGUGUAGAUGAAGAAGCUCCUGUUGCUCCGGAAGAUAAGUGGCUGACCACAUCAACAGCUAUUCCUAACGUGCCGGAUACGACUGAAAUAAAAACAACCAUUCUAGAUUUUAUUUCUGCAGAACAGAACGCAACACAAACGAUUCCAGAACCGGAACAACUCAUUGUAGAAUCCUCUGAAGUUGCAGCUCCAAUUUCAGAACCACCUCAGCAUGGAAAUGGUAUAGUUCAGGAAAUACUGGUGUCAGAGCCAGAUAACUCCGGGGUUGGUGAUGUUGUCAAGACAACAAUUACGCGAACAACGAAAAUUGUCAAGAAAAUAUCGCAAAGUAGCGAAGAACAAAGCGUUAGUGAGAUCGUUGAAGCUCCAGAAUCGGAUCAAGCGCUGCCUGUUGCUCAAGAGGAGACGAUAGGUGGUGGUGUAACCAAAACGACAACCGUGCGUACGACAAAGAUCGUGAAGAAGCUCAACGAAGAUGGUGAAACCACCAAAGAGGAGAGCAGCAGCACUACCAGUGAGCCUCCCGUCACAGUCCGUGAAUCAUCGCCAACGAUUUCAGAGAUUCCCAGUGAAACCUCCACCACAUCUAGUCAAAUCGAUGGAGCGAUUAUCAAGACCACAACGAUACGCACGAUGCGCAUUACCAAGAGAAUAACCAAUGACGGACGCAUACUCCUGACUGAAAGUGACACACCGGACGAUGUUACUGUGACAUCAAGCAUCGAAAUGCCAGAUCAAAGACCAGUGAGUCCGGUUGUAGCCACAGCCUCUUCCCCUGUCGUUGUUACUCCCAGUAACGAGUUCAAGUUGGAGAAUUUAGAGGCAACAAACAUUCAGUUGGGAUCAGUUAAAGAUAGUCCCACUGGGGUGAAGGUCAUCGGCAUUGAGACAAACACUGUCGAUGUGCCGAACCUAAGGGAACAGAUCAGAACCGAAAGUAAGACAAACGGGGAUAUAAACGAAACCGAUAGUAUUACCACUACUACGACGACUACCAGAAAUACGAUACUCACGACAACCCAACGACGCAGCUUCGAAACCGAAGAUGGCACAAAUGUUCUUUUCGUGGGAGAAGGCAUUGACGGUGCCUAUCCACCGGGCACAGUCCAAAAGAUAUCCCUUAUCACCCAUGAAGAAAAGCUGAAGACACCGAUUGUGAAAAUGCAUCUAGAUUUUCCAGAGGUUAGUCUUCGUGUGACCGAGACGGUGACGGAAAAUGUGUCUCUGCAAAGAACGACCGAAAGUAGUCAAAACUCUGUGGUUGAGGUAUUGCCAGAGACAGCAGAGCCCGUUUUAGAACCCAUUUCAACAGAAAUCCAGUCUGAAGAACUUGUCAAGAUUACAGAUUCAACAGAAACUGUAUCAGUGACGAGUAUUGCCUCUGCGGAGAUCAUUCCCGAGCCCCUUAAAGAGUCUAUCCAACCAGAAGACGUUAAAAUUACAGAAGCUACUCAAGAGAUACUGGUCCCUGAAGUUAGCAAGCCCCUGUCCCCUGCAGAAUUGAGUCCCGAAGAGCAGCAGCUGUUCGAGGACAUUCAGAAGAAGCUCUCUAAGAAAGACAAGAAGAAACGUCCGGCUAUACCCGAAGAAUUCAUUAAGCAAGAGACAGUUCAGAUUACUGUAGAAGAAAGCAAAGGUAAUGAAAUCAUUGAUGAGAAACAGGUCAUAACCGAAGUCGUCCCCUCAGUCCUCUCGGCUGAACCCGAGCAGUUGGUACCCAAUAUUUCUCAAGAUGAGGCUUUGAUAUCCAGCGUUAAGCUGAUCGAGCAGACCAAAGCAGAUAUUAUUUAUCGUGAAACUAUUGAGGUUACGCCAGUCUCUGAAAUUGCCCCCAUUCCAAGUCCAAGUCAAGAAGAAGUUCUAGUAGAUACUCAGUUAAGCCCCAGCCCAGCUCCUACUAAAACCGCUAAUCAAACUGUUCCUGCCCUAUCGAGCGCCCUAAUUGCUGAGCCAUUUGUAGCUAACACGGAGGCAUUUGACCAAGAUCUCGACGAACUGCUACAAUCGCUGUCAAGCGUCGAGGAUGGAAUCGCAAACAUGAGCCAGAGCAGCCUGGAAGGCAUGCUACAGGGACUAAAGCUAAUCCAAAAGAAUCUGGAAGUACACGAAAGGAACGCCCGCCAGCUCAAAGACCAGGCCAAGAAGUUGCCCACAGAUCCUGGAACUGAACGCAUACUGAACGAAGUCGUAGAUCGCGUUGAUUUGCUACUACGUCGUACCCAACAAGGCAUCACCAUGAUAGCCAAUGCUAUGCAUGGGCAGAAGAAGCGGCAGCAGGACAUCGAUCAGUACCAGCAGCAUUUGCUGGAGCUAGAGCAAUGGAUCAACGAGGUAACCGCUGAAUUGGCAUCCUUUGAGACCACACCGGACAGCAGCACCGAUGAGCAGGUGCUCAAGUCGCAGGUGGAACGCAGCCAGCAAUUGUUGCGCACUCUCAAGGAACGCCAGCAGUCCAUGGACGAUCUGUUGGAACAGACACGACAGCUGCAGUCGCAGGCCGAUGUGGCCCCCCUGGCCGAUACACUAAUGGAGCAACUGCAGAGCAUUCUAAUCAUUCUACGCGAACAGAUUACAGUGGCCACCACAAGGAUUUUCACCAUCGAGAAGCGCAUUGUGGACCUGCGCAAGGCCAAGAGCGACGAGGCCCAGCGACAGCGAGUGCAGGCCGAUGCCAUGAUACAGCCCCCGACACAGAUUGAGGCACACGAAUCAAUAGAGUCCAAUGAGAACACAAUUGAUUCAACCUCAAUGCCCGAGGAGGAGGUCAAACCGAAUGGUGGGGUAUAUGUGGAGACGCAAACAUCAUUUAGCCUGCAGCAGCCGCUGGCACCUAUCCAGGUGGCAACCAGCACUGUGGAGGCGCAGACUAGCUUCAAGGAGGAGCCCUUGGCAGUGGAAACCGCUGAGGUUGCCCAGCAAACGCAAAAGGAACGUACACCCACCGAGAACAUAAUGGUGACGCAAACGAUUCAGGAUGGCCAGGCAACCAUACAGAUUGACACGACCCUGAAUAAGGAUAUACCCGACAGUCCCGAAGAUGUGCAGAUUGAGGCCCGCUACCAUCAGCGACCCCAGGGCGAUGUGGAACGUGCCACCGAGCUGAUCCUGAAGAAUGUCCCACAGGCAUUUGAGACCACAUUCGUGGAGCCAGAUGAGACCACCACAGAGGUGAUUGUGGGACCCGAUGGCACCAAGCAUAUCGUUUUGAAGAAGGUCACGCGUACGCGCCAGCAGAUUGUACAGCAGCAGCAGAUCAGCUCGAUCGAGACUGUAAGCGACUCGGAUGGCAACAUUGAAGUGCAUUCGACGGGACAGAUCAAUCUGGAGAAUGUGCAGACGACAGACACCAGUGCAGAUCCACAGGAGGGAAGCUACCGCACCGUUGUCACGCAGCAAACGCGUGGCGCCGUUGUAGAUGCCUCCCAACCCGAGGCGGUAACUGUUCAGGAAUUUGAAACAGAGCCAACCAUUGAGACGUACGAAGAGAUUGUGGGUGGUCCUGGAUCAGAAGGACACUUGGCGGACAUUGGCGGUAGCAGUACCAUUCGUGCUGUUGUGCAGCAGGUGACCCGCAAGGUGAUCCGCAAGACGCGCAAGAUAAUCAAGCGAGUGGUGAUCAUCGAUGGAAAGGAACAUAUCACCGAGGAGGUGAUUGAGGAGCCCGAGGAGGUCGAGAUUACCGAAGAGGAAUCGGCGCCGCACAUCAAUGUGAAUAUUGUGCGUACAAUCAAUGGAAAAACGGUCACCGAAGAGGAGUUCCAAAGGAUGUUGCAAGAGCCGGGCGUGAUCAUUGAAGAAGUUGCUGCAGAAUCGCCGCAACAGGUAUUUGAUAUUGAGUCUACCCACGUCACCUCCACCACAGAAACAAUAACCACACCACAAGAACAAGUACAAGUACAGAUACCGCAAGAAUCAGAACAGAUACAACAGCCAGAACAACAGACACCACCUACAGAAACAAAGAUCAAAGAACCAGCACCAGUAGAGUUGCCAGCACCUUCUCAAGUAGAUGUUGCAGAACCAGUAGAUGUUGCCAGUACUACUACUACAUCCAUGAGUAUCGUUAAUGUUGCAGCAACAGAUGUAACUACAACAGAAACAGCAGCCAAUCUACCAGAUAUCGUAGAUGUAACCACAGAGAUCACAUCAUCUCAGCCUGUGGUGGAAGAUAUCCAUGAAAUUUGGCCACUGGAACAUCAUUUGAACGCCACCAACAUUGACUUUUCACAGCACAAUGAGCCACUAACACCGGUAGAAGCGACAAUCACUACAGAAAUCAGAGAAGAAUCCAUGCCUGUGGAAACCAUUUGGCCCACUAGUCCAGAGACAGGCAACUCUUUAACUCUGGAAAACUACGAAUUCGAGCCACAAUCACCCACAGAAAAGAAAGAACUUGAGACUGAGACAAAGCCUGAAACAGAACCAGAGACUAAACCAGAGCCAGAGCCCAAGACCUCUGCCAGUAUUGAAAUAAUUAAGACCAUCGAGACAGUGACCAUAGCAGGGGAGCAGCCCAAGGAAUCGCCUGUGGAUGUGGUGCCUGAACCGCAGACAGAAGUUCCGAAGUCAAAGACUGACAUUGAGAGUUUCCUGGAAGCUGAGAAGAUUUUGUCCGGAGCCUUGAAGGAACAGCAAACUGUACUUAAAGUAGAAGAAGCAUCAACCAUUCAAGUUGAGACAGUUGUUCCUGCAGAAGCAAUCAUCCAAUUGCCUGAAAAGGAACCCUCCGCAGCAGUAGAAACAGCUGUAGGUUCUACCGCAGAAGUCACAGAAGUUACGGAAGUUUCUAUACUCGAGCCCCAACAGCAGCCAGCGGAUGUGGUAAGCGUGGCAAUCACUCUCCAAGAGCCAGCACCAGCUAAGCCAACGGGCGAUACCCCGGAAAAGGAGGUAGCACCAGGACAGACGGACCUACGUGUAGCUACACAACUGUUCAUCUCUGGCGAGGCUGCAGCUUCUACGGCCCCACAAAAGUCCUACCAGAUUACAGCGCCAUCCAUCGAGGAUAAUGGCGAUGGUGUGCUCAAGGUUGUGAUGGGCAAGGAGCCGAAGGGCACCGAAGAAGAGCCAGGACAGACCGCCACGAAGGUGAGCAUGACCAUCAUUGAGACGGCAGCUGCAGCUGCAGCAGCUCCUGCUGCCGAUGCCAAGCGGCGUCGAAAGAAAAAGAAGAGAAGAGACACAAAGCAGGAGGAAGAUCAGCCAGAACAAGAAGCAGAAACCGAACCAGAGCCAGUGUCCGUCACAAAGGAGAACUCUGAAGUGGCUCCGAUUUCCCCAGAAGAUUCACCCCGCGAAGACAAGGACAAAGUGCGCCACGAAUCGAUUGUGGAGAUCAGUGCAGAUAGCGAUCUGUCCAGCAUGGACAUUGACACAGCCCAUGACUCGGUGAAGAUUGUGGAAGAUGCAGUCGUCUCCCCGCCCUCAGAGUCUCCACGUGCGCCCAUCGUAGAGCUGGUAAUACCCACAGAAGUGGUCGAACUUUCACUAGUCGAGGAUGAGGAACAGCAGACAACACCACGUGCCGCAACGCCUGUAGAAGCCGCGAAGAUUGAACAGGACAUCAAGUCCGUGCAGACAUCGCCACAGCAUCAACCGAAACUGGAUGAGAUGUCAGUGCAGACGAGUCUGGAGAUCCAACCCGAGAACCAGGAGAUGGAAUCGCAAACCCUGAUCAUUGAGAUUGCCGAGACUGAGGCACAGACAACACCACGCGACGAUGAACGUGUUAUUGAGGUAUCCACCGCUGAAAUGCAAACGGAUGUCAGUGGCCAGCCGGCGGAUACAGUGGAGAUCUCCAGUCAAACCACUGUGACCACAACCAUUGAAAAGGAACUGCAGACAACGCCCAGGGAAUCACCGCGUCAGCGAGAGCCAGGCAGUGACGAUGUGGUACCUUCACUUGUCCAAGAUUUGGUCAAGGAGAUGACCAUCGAUCUGCCAGUGCCCACCACAGAGCAGUCAACGUUCACUGAAACCACAACGACCACGGAGAUGCAUGUCCAGACCACCACACCCGAACCCACAGAAGUGGUGGUGGCUGAAACUGUUAAGCCAGAGACAGCGCACGAGGCAACCUCAACGCUGGAACUUGUGCAGGUAGCCGAUGGUGAGGCCCAGACGACAACACCUCGAGAGGUGGAACAGCAGCAACAACCCAUUUCAUUGGAUGACUCCAACUCCAUUUCCAUUUCGGAACCAUACGAACUGGAGGUGAAGACCACGGUGGCGAUACCAGCAGACUCGGAUGCCGGCUCUCUGGCCGAGCCAACGGUCUACGAGUACACGCAGACCAUGGAGCUGCCCAAACCAGAGAAGCGCUCCAAGAAGGAUAAGAAAAAGAAGCAAAAGAAGGAACAGGAGCAGCAGCAGCCACAGCAACAGCAACAGCAGCCGCCAGAGGAGCCACAGAUCAGUGUGACUGUGGAAAUAGCACCCGAACUGCUGUCCGAGUCGGGGAUUGUGGUGUCCACCAAUCAGCAGAUCGAAGAGGUGCAACACGUCGCACCGGAAGAAGUGGAGCCAGUGGAGUUUGUGGAGCCAGCGAAGCCACCGCAAAGAGUUCAGCUGCAGAUCACCACAACGCGGGUGUACGAUGAGUAUCCCGAUCUGCCAGUGCACAUAAUCGAACAGAACAAGAUGAGCAUUGCAGAGCAGAGCAGCCGAACGACCGGACGCGAGCGCAGUGGUGCGGGACCCACGUCAUCGGUGACCAUCGAAGAGGUAUCCUCGCCCACAGAAGAACUGGUGGUGGUGCCCAUCACCCCUGGGCCCGAUAACCUCAACGAGCAGCAGAGCAGCAUUUGGUUCCAGCCAAAGACGCCUUCCCAGGAUCUUUCCCAGGCCCUGAUCAUGAGCGAGAGCCUUCAGCAUUAUCCUGGACAACCGAAACAGAAGGCCAACAUCUUGGUGGAGACCAAGGAGGCUAUUGGGGAUCGCAUUAAGCACUUGAAACAGGCGGUACCACAACAACAGCCGACGACAACGACGCCCCUGAGCAAUGUUCUCCACUUGGCCACUCUUUCGGAGCAGAUCAAGGAGCUGCCCACGGAGCAGCGUCUUCAGGAGGUUAACGAAGGUCUGCAGAAUCUAGAUGCGGCUCUGAACAGCGGCGACAAGACGGUCAUACAGACGACAGUCAUCACGGUCAUUGAGAAGGUCUCGACGUGGCUGGAGACCAUCGAGUAUCGCGUGUAUCUCAUCCGACAGAACUCCAACGAGGGACCCUCUGAGGAGAAGCUGGACAACUACAACCAGCUGAACGAGGAGCUGCACACGAUCAAGCAGAAUGUGAACCAACUCGAGAGGCAGCUGUCGAAGACAGAGGAGCCCGAGCUGCAUCAGUGUGUGGACACGCUCAAGGAGCAUGUCGAAGCCGUGGAGCAGGUGACACAGCAGAAUCAGGCACAGGACAGCAACGAUCUGGACAAGUGGCACAGCUUUGAGGUGCUGCUGAAUGACGUGUCCACAGUCCUAGUGCAGCUGCAGCAGCGAUACGACAUGGUCACCAAUCAGGAGUAUCCGCUGUCCGCCAAACUCUCGCACUUGGACGAGCUGGAGCAGGAGCAUGACCAGGCCCAGCAGCAGCUGGGACAUCUCCUGCAGAAUGCACGAGCCUUCCAGCGCGACUUCCCAGGCAAGAAGAUGCCACAGGAUGUACACAAUGCCUUCGAGACGAGCAAGAACAUUGGCAACAACAUCCAGGCCGAACGAGAGCGUCUCCUCCAACUGCAAUCCUUGGCAGAGGAGUACGAACAGACCCUCAAGGAGUUCACCAACAUCACGGUGCUCGCCGACAAACUUGUGGAGUGUCCCAUUGUGUCCAGUUCUUUGGAGCAGCUGAACAACGAAGUGCAGAAACAGCGCAAGUUCUUUGUGAACCUCAGCCACUGCCGCGCCAUGCUUGAGUCCCUCGAGGAGAACAUUGACACGGAGACCCGGGAGAAGCAUUCGGACCUGCACAAGGAGCUGUACAACCGAGCCACUCAGCUGCUGGACAAGGCCUCCGAACGAUCUUCGAAGCUGGUGCAGGCUGCCUCCCGUUGGACCGUCCUGGAGAAGGGAAUGCGCGACGAGUUGCAGUGGCUGCAGGUGGCCCAGCAGCGUGUGCCCGAUCUGUCGGCGGUGACAUCGGCGGACUACGACCAGUACACGACGCUCUACCAGUCCCUGAGCAACGACAUCUCCCAUCAUUAUGUUAAGAUGACCCAGCUCUCGGGGAUAGCCAACAAACUGCAGCAACUGGUGCAGGCGCCCAAUCUGGUGGAGGAAACCAACGAGGCGCUGAUUGUGCUGCUGAAGCUGCGCGAAGAGGUGGCCCUGUACCUGCACCGCCUACUGGUCUUCAAGGAGAUCUGGGUGCAGUACGAGCAGCAGACCGACAAGCUGGAGGCCUUCGUGCGCGAGGCGGAGCAGGAGCUGCGUCACAUUCAGAUACCGGCACAGCCCACGCAGCAGCCCAUCGAGCAUAUGCGUCAGUUCUGGGAGAUCAAGGCCCGGUUCGAGCUGCACAACAACGUACGCAACGAUGCCGGCCAUAGCUUUGAGAAAGCUCUGCAGGUUAUUCCGCUUGCGGAUGAGAUGCUGCAGCGGCAGUUCCAUGCCCAGCUGGAGGACCGCUGGCAGGCCGUGGCCCAGGCCAUCGAACAGAUCCAACACAAUAUUGUCGAGUGCCUGUCCUCAGAGGAUAUGCCAGCGGCGGAAAAACUGAAGCUGGUGGAGCGUGAGCUGCAGGAGAUCUACCUGACGAUGACCAGCAUGAAGGGCGUGAUCAAGAACGAGGAGGAGCUCUGUCUCUACAUCGAACGCAUUCAAGUGCUGCGCACACGCGUCGGCUUCAUUGGCAACGAACUGGGUCGCAUUGGACUCCAAGAGCCGGCGGCCAUCGAACCCGAGAAGAUCGGCGAGCUGUUUGCCCUGUCGCACAAGAUAACCACACAGAUAGCCGAGGAGCUGGAGGGUGCCUCCGUGCUGCGCGAUCAGCUGCAGGCCAUCCAGGAGGGGAUCAGCAACCAGCGCAAGCACCAGGCCAAGAUCUCUGUCAUUCUGGAUGAAUGCGAGGCGGCCGAGCGCCAGGGAGCUGAUGUCCUCGAGAAGGCCGUCACCGACUGUCAGAAUGUGGGCGAGGACCUCGUCUCCAGCUGGCAGGAGAUCAUGCGCAUCCGCCAGAUGCUCCACACCCUGCCCAUGCGCCUCAAGAUGUCCGUGUCGCCGGUGAAGCUCGAGCGGGACAUUUCCCAACUUCAAGACGAUCAGACCUUCCUCGAGAGCAAGUGCACCAACAUUAUGGCCAUUCUACGCAAUCGCCUGGCCAUGUGGCUACGCUACGAACGUCAGUUGGAGCUGGUCCAUGGCUCAGUGCAGGAGACGGACUUUAUGAUGGAACUCAUUCGAGUGCACGGACAAGUGGACUAUGAGCGACUAAGGAAAGCCACCGAAAGAUUAGAGGGUCUGGCCGGCGAUCUACACAACCGCGAAGAACUGAUCGAUGAGCUUAAGGGCGCCGCCAAGCCCCUGAUCGAGAGCUGUGAUGUGCAAAUCGUCGAACAGAUCGAAUCGGCUGUGCAGGAUGCGGUAGUGGCCUGGAAUGACACCACUGAGAAUCUGCAGCAGCUCUGCACACGCUACCAGCGAGCCGUCGAACUCUGGGAUAAAUAUCGCAACGCCUCGGCGGCCGUUCAGAGUUCCAUUGACCAGCAAAUGGAUACGGUCAAGUCCUUGGAGCAGCCCUUGGACGCCCUACAACAUGCCAAGGCCUGCCAAGAUAAUCUGACCACACAAAAUGAUAGACUCUUGGAACUGCGUGACAUUGUGGCCAAGAUAGCCGCCGAUGUGGGUCUGGAUGCCUCAGCCCUGAUGCAGGGCGAACUGGAUGCUUUGGGUCAACGUUUGGCCGAAUGCAAAGAUGCCAUCACCACACUGGCCAAUGUGGCCGAAACGCAGGACAAAGAGCGCAAAGAACUGGACAAGGAGGUGACACAGGCCAAGGUUUACUUCAACAACGUGCAGCAGGACAUAUCACGUGAUGCGCCGCAAACGCCCAGGGAAAGCGAAGAGCAGUUGGCCGCCCUGCGUGCCCAUCUACAGACGCUGGCCCGCACGGAGGAGCAGCUGCGGCAGCUGCGUGAACACCAGCAGCAAAGCAAUGAAGUGGCGCCCGCAACUGGCGCCGAUGAUGGGAUACUGGAGGUGCUGGCCCUGUGGCAGAAGAUAUUCCAGGACACGUUCCAGGAGUACCAUCGCCUGUCGACGCGUCUGGCCCGCAGCCAGAAUAGCUCGGAGGCACUGCGCCUGUGGCGUCAGUAUCUGCAGCAUGUCCAGUCCUUCCUCUCCUGUGCCAUACCCGAGGACUACAGCAGUCUGCGAGAGCAGCAGCAGCUGUGUGCCAUCCACCAGAACCUGCUCAUCUCGCAGCAGAGCGUGCUCGCGGAGACGCCACUCGAGUCGGAGCUCUCCGAGCAAUACAAGGCGCUGACCAAUCUGCACAACGAAACGCUGUCGCGGAUCAUGCAACGCAACGGGGAACUGGAGCGUCGUGUGAGCGGCUGGAACGCCUACCGCCAGCAGCUGGCGGCCCUGCUCGACUGGCUGAGACAGCGCGAGGCGGAGCGCAACAAUCUCCAACUGCGCUACAUCCACCUCAAGCGGGUGCCGCACCUCAAGAGCCGCCUGGACGGUCUGCUCCAGCAGCUAGACCAGGGCGAGCAGCAGAGCAAGUCCCUGCAGGAGCAGCAGCAACAGCUGUCCCGUCACUGCGACGAGGCCCUGGCCACAGCCAUGCGCAUGGAGCAGGCCAGCAUCGGGCAGCGAAUUAACAAUCUGCGUGCCGCACUCGAGACAUGGCAGGGAUUCCUGCACCGCAUCAGCCAGCUAUCGGAGACCUACGAGCAGCGUGUCCUGCAGCUCCAAAAAGAGUUUGGAGCAGCCCAGAAACUGCUGGACAGCAGCAGCGAACCACUGCCCACCCAGCCGGCGGCCAUUGAACAGCUGCUGCAAGCCCUGCGCGCACAGCGUGUCCAGUUGGGGGCACAGGUACCGGCGCUGGAGAGCCUGAUGGUCACCCAGGAGGAGCUAAAGGAGUGCGUGAGCCCGCACGACAUGAAGACGAUCCGUCAGCGCAACUGGCUGUUGUGGCAACAGCACGCGGACCUCGACUACCAGCUGGUGAGCCUCAUCAACAGCAUCGACGAGCGCCUGUCCCUGCAAUCCAACUACCAGAUUCGCUACGGACGCAUCUCCCAGUGGCUGCAGCGUCUCGAGCAGCGCGUCGAGCGCGAUGCCGAUGUCUCUGCCAUGGCCAACCCAGAGCAGGCAGCUAAGCAGCUGGAGCAGCAAGUCAAUGCAGAGCUGCAGCUGCGCGACAAGGAGCGCGAAUGGCUGCUGUCCACCAGUCGGGAGCUGCUCACGCUGUACGCCGACGAGCCUGAGGUUCGGGCCCAGGUACAGCAGCAGAGCGAUGCCCUCAUCGAUCGCUGGCAGCGACUCAAGUACCUGUGCAAGCAGCGAGCCACGAAGAUCGGGGAGCUAAAGAUGACGCUGCUGCGACUGGAGGAGAGGAUAGCCCUCAUCCGCGCCUGGCUCUUCGAAGUCGAGUCGCAGCUGGACAAACCCCUCAGCUUCGAGAGCUACACCCCGAACGUGAUCGAGGCCAAGCUGAAAGAGCACGAGCAAAUCCAGCGAUCCAUCGAGCACCACAGCAGCAAUGUCGGCGAGGUCCUGAAUCUCGUCGAGAUGCUGUUGAACGAUGCUGACAGCUGGCGCACUCAGGUGAACACCUCCGGCCUGGCCUCCUCCGCCCAGAAUCUGGAGCUGCGCUGGAAGAACGUGUGCAGCCAGUCCGCGGAGCGCAAACAGCGCAUCCUCAGCAUCUGGAAUCUCCUGCAGAGCCUGAUCAAACAGACAGCCGAGCACAAGAACUGGCUGGGCAAGCAGGAGACCCAGCUGGCGGGCUACGAACGUGACCACAAGUCCAGCGGCAAGCAGAAGCUGGAGGAGCGCCAGAAGGAGCUACGCUCCAAGCUCGAUGAACUUGACAGUCAGUCGGUGAAUCUGCGGCAUCUGGAGCAGACCUACGCCAAGCUGACGAUGGGCACUGGUGUGGAGCCCGAGAACAUACAGAAACUCACGCUCCCCACCAAGGUGAUGCUGAGCAAGUGGCGCCAACUGACGCCCCGGUGUCAUGCCCUGCUCGAUGCCAUCGACAAGGAUGCAAAGGUGCUGCGAGAAUUCCAUACCGCCCAGCAGGAGGCCACUCAAUCCCUGACGGCCAUUCAGAAGGCCCUAGAGCAACUGCCCAGCGCAACAGCCGAGGAUCAACAGAACGGCAAGGCAGAGCCCAAGGCGGUGCUGCAGCGUUUGGAGAGCCUGGAGCGCAAGCUACAGGAUGCCCAAAAGCAUGUCCAGCAAGCGGAUGCCUUGGCGCAAGAGGCCAAAUCACGACCCAAGCAGCAGCAGCCGCAACUGAAGCAGAUGCUCGAACUGAUGACGGUCUACACCACACUCUGGCAGACGGUUCAGACGCGGAUCGUCACCCUGAAGACCAGUUGGCUGGCCAGAGCGGCACAAAGUGCUGCCGGAGCAGUCAACGAGGCGGCCAAUGCAGCCGUUCAGGUGAACACGCUGUCGCAACGGAAGAUACGCCAGGCUCAGCAGAUGCAUCGCGAGACCUCCAUCACUGCCAAGGAUGCGUACAUCAUGGAGCUGCAGACGGCCAUUGCCGAGUGCCAGAACAAUCUGGACGAGCUGCAGCGCACGAUUGUGGACAAGACGCGCAAGCCGGGACCCCAGAAGAUAGCCAAGCUGCUGGGCAAUGCCCAGUCCUCCACGGAAUUGGUCAAGCAUCUCAGCAAUCUGCUCCUAACCGAAUGCCAGGCCGACAACCAGGCCGCCCAGUCGGAAACCGUCUCAGAGCUCACGUUGCGCUUUGACACACUGCAAUCGCAGUGGAAGGCGCGACAGCAGCACGAUCAAAAUGCAAGGUGCCUACUACCUGCGUCCUACAAGUACAACUGCAUACACGAGGUCGGCCGUCUAACGUGUCCGCUCUGCACGCAACGCAACUGGCAGCAGAUCGACAACGAUCUGUGGCGCCUGGAGCAGUGGCUGCAGUUCGCCGAGAGCACCCAAAAGGCUCAAUCGACCCCACCGUCCAACAUUGAACUGCUGGAGGAUGUAACACAGGAUCAUCGCGAGUUCCUGCUGGAUCUGGAGAGUCACAAGUCGAUCAUCUCGUCGCUGAAUGUGGUCGGUGAUCAUCUGGCCACCCAUACCCUGGACACUGAGAAGGCCCGCCAGCUACGCUCUCGCCUCGAAGCGGAUAACGAGCGCUGGAACAAUGUCUGCAUCAAUGCCACCAAAUGGCAGGCUCUUCUCCAGACCGCCCUCAUGGGCAACAGUGAGUUCCAUCAGACCAUCGAUGAGCUGGUCGAUUGGCUGCAGCGAACCGAGCAGAACAUCAAGGCCUCCGAGCCCGUGGAUCUCACCGAGGAGCGUUCGGUCCUUGAAACCAAAUUCAAGAAAUUCAAGGAUCUGCGCGCCGAAUUGGAGCGCUGUGAGCCGCGUGUCGUGAGUCUACAGGAUGCCGCCGAUCAGCUACUGCGCUCUGUCGAAGGCUCUGAGGAACAGUCCCAACAUACCUAUGAAAGAACCCUUUCCAGAUUGACCGAUCUCCGUCUGCGUCUGCAAUCCCUGCGUCGCCUCUCCGGCAUCUACAUCGUCAAGCUGGGCGCAGUGCUCGGCUAUGAGGGCGACAAUCUUGGUGUGCCGCUACACAUGUUGUCGAGUGAGCUUUUGGAUAAUACUACAUUAUCAACCUCUUCUAUGCAGGCCGCCGCACCAAACACAGAAAAUGCAAACAACACCGAUGGCGAUGCUGUCGAUGGCGAUGUCAUCAAUACCACGGUUCUGGCACGCGGUGCUCGAUUCCUAGGCCGCGUUGCCCGUGCCUCCCUGCCCAUACAGGCGCUCAUGCUGUUGCUUUUAGGUGUGGCAACUCUGGUGCCCCACGGUGAGGACUAUACGUGCAUGUUCUCCAACACAUUUGCCCGGAGUCUGGAACCUAUGCUGUCGUAUCCCCAUGGACCGCCGCCAACGUAAACCCCUAACUGUCAAACGCAAAUCAAAAAUCGAAACCAAAGCUGUCGAGUUGCAAUUGGAUUAGUGCAAGAAAAAAAUUUAACAGACUAACGCCCUAAAUAAUCAAAACAAAUUCAGACUAUAGCAUAACGAUGCCUUUUAUAAGAAAUUUCCUGUUUCAAAAUAUUUGGAUUAUGUAAAUUGUACUUUCCGACAGUUAUUGUAUUUAACCGUUUAGUAUGUUUAUAUAGCUAGAGGCAUUGAAUUCAAAUUAAUAUACAAAUCUGUAUCUGUACUGUACAUAAUGAUUAAAUCAAACCUACUCGUAUACCCCUAAAAUAAAAACAACCCUAGACUCGACGAGCAUAAAGAAACACAACACAUGAAAGAAUGAAUGAAAGAAAGA